Molecule: messenger RNA, 52052 nt
Organism: Coregonus sp. 'balchen'
Lineage: Eukaryota; Metazoa; Chordata; Actinopteri; Salmoniformes; Salmonidae
Source: the annotation of a GenBank genome assembly
AUGUUCAAGAAACUAAAGCAAAAGAUAAACGAGGAGCAAUCGCCGCAAAGGAAUGCGCAGUCACCCCAACAGGCCCAGGUUGGUUUACCAGUUGUCAAGCUCAGCUGUUCGAACUAACAUGUCAUGGUAGCUAGUAGGGCAGAACUAUUUCGGUUUUGAUUUGCGUAGCUAGCUAGCUAGAUAACUAGCGCGCUACCUAGUUUGAUACCUUAAUGUUUUCGGUCAAACACAACAACCGUAGCCACAUUCAAAUGUCUAGUAUCUUCCACUAUUCUGCAAAACGACUAAUUUGCUAGCAUCUCAGAACCUCAGAGUCUGGAGAUUCCCUAAAAACACGCCCCUUCGAUAUAACUACAACCGGAAGUGACCUUUUUAGUUGCAGGUUAGGAGAACGCCUAAUUCUCCUAACCUGCUGCGUUCAAAACAACUGUGUACUCCAGAACUCGGAAAUCUCCGACUUCAGUGUGUUCAAGAUAACUGGGAGCUCCGACUGGGAAAAAUCGUUUUGAAUGGUCAUCCAACUUGGAAUUCCAACUCGGAAACUCUGGCAUCUUUCUAGAUCUCCGACUUUCCUACCUGAAAAUCACUGACGUCAUGAUUUUCUGAGUUCCCAGUUGUCUUGAAAGCGCCAUAUGUUCUCCUAACCACUGAGGUAAAGUAAGAACUCCUAACCUGCUACGAAACGUUGAAAGCCAGUGAUAUUGUUUUAUUGUUUGGCGCGAGGUCCUGUGGAGGUGUUUGAGCAACACUGGGCUGGACAGGAGCAGAGAUGGAUGGAAAGGUAGCUAGGGGGGUUAGGAGUUGAGGAGGAUGGGAAGGAGUGGAGUGGGAAAAGGUGGAGGUAAAGUAGUGAGACUAAAGGUUAAGAAGAAGAGGAAGCCUGAGGAGCCUUUGCAGGUCUUGUCGGAGGAAAGUAGUGAUGAGGGAGGUUAGGUUUUCAUUGUUGUACUAAGAGAAGUGGAGUUCAAGGUGCUGGUGAAAUUUAAGGAUGAGGGUGGAGUCACGGGUAUAUGAGUUACUAUGUGCGAGCUUAUGUUCCGAAACAUUGCGUUGCAAUAACUGUCAAAGGUUUGGGCAUGUGAUGGCGGUGUGUAAAGGCAAAAGAAGAUGUGUGAAGUGUGGGGAGAACAUGCAUAUGGGGAAUGUGAAGACGGGGUCCGGUUAAAGUGCUGUAACUACUAUCAACCCAUAGUGUGGCAUAUGGGGGUUGUGCAGUAAUGAAAAGACAGGUGUAAAUGUAGCAGGCGCGGAGUGAGCGUAAAAUCUCGUAUGCAGAAGCAGUGAAGGUAGUUCACACAGAAACAAGCGGGGCACCUAGAAGAGCAGGUAUUCCAUGGCAGAUUGAGAUGCAGGUUGGGAGUGAUGUAGGGAGCAGAGUGGAGGAGAACACAAGACUGGUAGGAGACAUGAGGAAGGUUGUUACAUUUGUAACAGCAGCAAUCAAUUGCACAGAAAAAUUACAAUCUAAGACUAAGAAGAUUCCGAUCAUAGUGGAGCAGGCAGUGAAGUAUCUUUGGAUCACAGGACUGACAUGGGAAAAUGUACAGGAUGACCUCAAUAAGAUUGAGAAUCAAUCCAGCCAGGAAUCAUGUAUUGGUUAAUUUUCAUAAUGGUGUUAAUCCUUCAAUGCAAUGCCAGAAGUUUGAUGGCUAAUGGGCAAUAGUUCAAACAGUUUCUUGAAGAGUUACCAGCCAAACCUGAUGUGACAUGGCUUAAACCUACUCUAGAUUUUGUAAUACAAGGUUAUGUUGCAGUCUGUAGAGGUAGGGGUGGCAGGGGCAGGAUGUGCUACCUUUAUAAAGCGGGGGAUCCCAUAUAGGUGUGUGGGAGAGGGAGUGGAACAGGAAUAUGUAGUGGUAGAAGUGUGGUUGGGAGGGGGGAAUAUGGUCAUAGUGAACUUUUACAACCCGUGUAAGACACUAGAGUUGAUGGCCCUUGAAUGUAGAAGGUCGAGAUGGGUAAUGUGGUGUGGGGAUUUUAAUGCUCAUAGUGCGCUCUGGGGAGGGUUACGUACUGAUGUAAAUGGACAAGUGUUGGAGGAACUACCUGAUGAGAAAGGGCUUUGUGAGUCUUAAUGAAGGCCGGGGAACCAGGAUUGACCCAGUAAUGGGAAAUGAAUCUGCUAUGGAUCUUACUCUGAACUCAAGUUCAAUGGCAGGCAGAUGGUAGAGCAUGGCGCUUGCAACGCCAGGGUUGUGGGUUCGUUUCCCACAGGGGGCCAGUAUGAAAAUGUAUGCACUCACUAACUGUGUAUGUUGCUCUGGAUAAGAGCGUCUGCUAAAUGACUAAAAUUAAAAUGAAAUGUAGUUGGGAGGUUGUGGAGGACUCUACAGGGGGUAGUGAUCACUAUCCUAUCAUGUGUACUGUAGGAAUGAGGGUGGAAGAUUCAGUAGGAAAUGGAUUGAGGAGAUGGAUAUUUGCAAAAGCAGAGUGUGGUCAGUUUCAGGAGUUGGGUGAACAGGAGCUGUCUGAGGUUAAUCUAAAUUCAGGUAAAGAAACAGUCAAUGAUGGAGUAAGAGGAGCAAUAGCAGGGGCCUGCAAGGCAUGUGAUUCCUAUGGGUACAGGGAGGAGAAGGAGCAAGGCAUGUGAUUCCUAUGGGUACAGGGAGGAGAAGGAGCAAGGCAUGUGAUUCCUAUGGGUACAGGGAGGAGAAGGAGCAAGGCAGGUGAUUCCUAUGGGUACAGGGAGGAGAAGGAGCAAGGCAGGUGAUUCCUAUGGGUACAGGGAGGAGAAGGAGCAAGACAGGUGAUUCCUAUGGGUACAGGGAGGAGAAGGAGCAAGGCAGGUGAUUCCUAUGGGUACAGGGAGGAGAAGGAGCAAGGCAGGUGAUUCCUAUGGGUACAGGGAGGAGAAGGAGCAAGGCAGGUGAUUCCUAUGGGUACAGGGAGGAGAAGGAGCAAGGCAGGUGAUUCCUAUGGGUACAGGGAGGAGAAGGAGCAAGGCAUGUGAUUCCUAUGGGUACAGGGAGGAGAAGGAGCAAGGCAUGUGAUUCCUAUGGGUACAGGGAGGAGAAGGAGCAAGGCAGGUGAUUCCUAUGGGUACAGGGAGGAGAAGGAGCAAGGCAGGUGAUUCCUAUGGGUACAGGGAGGAGAAGGAGCAAGGCAGGUGAUUCCUAUGGGUACAGGGAGGAGAAGGAGCAAGGCAGGUGAUUCCUAUGGGUACAGGGAGGAGAAGAAGCAAGGCAGGUGAUUCCUAUGGGUACAGGGAGGAGAAGGAGCAAGGCAGGUGAUUCCUAUGGGUACAGGGAGGAGAAGGAGCAAGGCAGGUGAUUCCUAUGGGUACAGGGAGGAGAAGGAGCAAGGCAGGUGAUUCCUAUGGGUACAGGGAGGAGAAGGAGCAAGGCAGGUGAUUCAUAUGGGUACAGGGAGGAGAAGGAGCAAGGCAGGUGAUUCCUAUGGGUACAGAGGGGAGAAAGAGUGACGCAGCUCCCUGGUGGACUGAAGAGUGUAGAAAAGCAGUGAAGAGUAGGAACAGGACUUUCAGAAAGUUGAAAAGGUCCCAUAAUUACCAACACCUGAUUCAGUAUAAACAAGCACAAGCAGUAGUAAGGAGGAUCAUUAGGACAGCUAAGAGACAGGACCACUCCUGUGGGAGAGAUAUUGGGGAUGAUUAAGAAGAUGAAUAGGGUCAGAUGAGAUUGGGAUCUCCCUGUGCUGCAAAGUAAGGAGAUUGUUGCAGUGAGAGAUAUGGAGACGGCAGAGAUGUUAGCCCAGGCAUUUGUGAAGGUGCACAGCUCAAAUAAUCUGACAGAAGAGGGGCGGCGUGGGAGAGUUGGUCAGAGGAGAACAUCCGGGGGUCCUGGAUUAGAGAGAGAUGGUAGGGGAUGCAUUGAAUGCCCCUGAGAUGAAGAGAGCAUUAGCUAAAGCUGGGGUAGCUGAUGGCUCAUCUCAGUGACACUGCAAAGGGGAAAGUAUUGGGCCUUUACAAUAAGGUGAGGCAGGAAGGGAAACUUCCUGGAAGUUGGAAGCAGGCUGUAGUGGUGCCGAUACAGAAACCUGGGAAAGACCCUACUAGUCCUUCAAGCUAUAGGCCGAUAGCGUUGACAUCUCAUGUAUGUAAAUUUAUGGAAAGGAUGAUAACGGAAAGGCUGACUUACUUUCUGGAGUGUAGAGGACUAAUGUCACCAGAUCAAAGUGGGUUCAGGAAAGGCAGGGGAACGAUGGAUCCUGUACUGUGCCUUGAGUCAGUCAUACGAAAGGCACAGGCAAAUAAGGAGGUGGUGGUAGCUGUUUUCUUCGAUGUAGAGAAGGCCUAUGAUGUGGAAGGAAGGCCUACUUAUCAAGCUGGAUGUCAUGGGGGUUGGAGGAAGGGUUUUUAAUUGGAUAAAGGACUUUCUUUUUGGGUGAUCAAUACAAGUGAGGGUGGGGAGCUCUGUCAGAAAGCUAUGCGGUAGAUAAUGGUACCCCCCAGGGAAGUGUAAUUAGUCCUUUGUUGUUAUCCAUUAUGAUUGACAAUGUAUUCUCCCAGGUGAGACCUGAUAUUGGGAGGUCAUUGUUUGCGGAUGACAGGGCACUGUGGAAGAGAGGGAGAAAUAUUACCCAUACAGCCAGGAGAGUUCAAGAAGCGAUCAGUGAAGUUGAGCAGUGGUCCCUCAGGUGGGGCUUCAAGUUUUCUAUGAGGAAGGUUGGGGAGGAUAUGUACUUGAAGUUGUAUGGAAGGAAUCUGGAGAGGGUGGGAGUGUUUAGGUUUCUGAGGGUCUGGUUUGACACUCAAAUGACAUGGGCAGAGGAUAUUAACAGAGUAGUUGUCAAAGGAAAGAAAAUAUUGAAUGUGAUGCGUUGCCUGUCAGGAAUGGACUGGGGGGCUGAUAGAAUGGCGUUAAAUGCUAUAUAUAGCGCUGUUAAGGUAAUCAAUGGAUUAUGGAAGUGUAGCAUAUGGAUCAGCGGCUCAGACAUCUUUAAAAAAACUAGAUGUAAUCCAGGCCCAAGCCCUAAGAAUAUGUUGUGGAGCACUCAGGACCUCCGCGGUGGCAGCAACACAGGUAGAGUUGGGAGAAUUGCCGUUAAAGUUAAGAAGACAACAGCUAACCAUGAUAUAUUGGGUAAAUCUUCAAGGACAUAAGGUUACACAUCCUACAAAAAAGGUGCUCCUUGAGUGCUGGGAACAUGAACAAAAUCUGAAUACAAGUUUUGGGUGGAUAGGCAAUGGCAUGGCCAGAGAGAUGGGGUUGUUGGGAGGGAGUUUAGCCCCUCGGUGGUUCUUCCUGCUAUCCCACCUUGGUUGCUCCCUCAGCCAGUGAUAGAUCUAGGGUUGCUUGAGAGGGUAAGAGCUGUUGAGGAAGGAGUAGAUUCAACACAAUACUAUGUUUUCUUGAAUAUAUUCACAUAUGGAUCUAAGGACCCUAAAACAGCUUUUAGUGUUCCUGAGUUUAAGGUGGCAGUGACAAAAAGAGCAACGGAUCAUUUAUCUGUUUACACAAUGGAGUUGAUGUCCAUACUCUUGGCUGCAGAGUGGGUGGAGGAGAUGAGGCCAGACAGGGUAGUCACCUGCUCUGACUCUUGUGCAGCACCAAUGACCUUAAAUUAAUUUGUGUCUCGGAGCAGACAGGAUGUAUUGAAUGAGGUUUUGCAGUGCUUGUAUAGGGUGAGACAGAUGGGGGUAUUUGUGAUGUUCCUCGUGGUACCAGCUCAUGUGGGAGUAGAGGGGAUUGAGGUGGAUGUUAUCGCCAAUUAGGCUCUUAAACAUCCUAAUGUUGAGAUGGAAUUGUCAAUCAGUAAAGCAUAAGCCAAGGGGUUGAUAAAAACAGUGGUUAAAAACAAAUGGCAAGAGUUGUGGGAAAGGGAAGACACCUGUAUAAGAUUCAGGAAAAGGUGGGGGCAGGGAGGUCCUCAGGCCGAGAGGUCCUCAGGCCGAGAGAAGGGAGGAAAGUGUAAUCACAAGGCUGAUACUGGGACACACAAGGCUCCAUAGUACAUUGAAAUUGGUGAGGAAACAUUGAUGGUAUGAUCAUUGUCAGGAGUAGAUGGAAACAGUGGAACACGUUCUAUUUCAGUGCCAGAAAUAUGGGAGGGAUAGGGAGCGAUUGUUAUUAGAUUUGAGGAGUAAUGGGGUUGAAGAACCAAGAUUUUAAGUGAACUGCUGGGGUAAUCUUCAAGGGAUGUAGUAUUUAAUUAUGUAUUUUGUUUCCUUAGGGAGAUGAAAAUAUUGGGUAGGAUUUAGACCUUCUCUGUCUCUAGUCCACACUCCAGUUCAGUUGGUGGCAGUAAUGCACCAUAAAGUUGGUUGCCAACUGCUAUAAAAUAUCCACAAAAGUCACUUCCGGUCGUAGAUGUAUUGUGUUUUUAGGGAGUCACAUCUGAGCAGCUCCGAACCAAAGUCUAGCUAGCUAGCUUGGCUAAUCUAUAUGUGACAUGUUAAAAACACAAUAACAGAACAAUAGUUAUUGUUUUGUGUACAUUUAAUCAAAUCAAUUGUAGCUGUCUGUGGAACUAUUUAAAUGUUCUCCAGCCAGAUCAUCUUUAAAUAAUUGAUUGAGUGGACUUGUUAAUACUGUAGCUACAGUUCCUUGUAGCUGUCUAGCCAGUCAGCUGGUGGCUUCAUUUGGACAGCUCCAUGCAUGUCACUCCUACUGGAUAAUCAUUGAAUUUUAACCCAUGAUAUCUGUGGAUCUCAAGGUAAUGUGUUUCCAUAGUCUGUGUCUAUAAAACCUGUCUGUCAAGCUGGCAAUGUUUACAGAAAAUAGUAGCCUAUUGUUUAGUAAGGGUAGCUUGGUCUGUUAGUGAGUCAACACUAGAAUCUUACCUAAAGAUAGCCAAGUAAACAACAAUAUUAUCUAGCUUUAACAGAUGCCUUUUUCUUAUGUGUAGUGUGAAAUCCUUACUCUGUGGGCUUGAACAUGUUGGACAAACGUGUUGUUUAUAUCAUGAUAAAUAUCAAUAAUUUUCCCUAAGAUUGGCCCUGGAGAGAGACGUAGCAGCCACACCCUCCCCUCCCUGCACCAAGAUGCCUCAGCCUCCCCUAGUGAUAGAGAGGUAAGACAUGAGUGUCAUCCAAUGAUGUAUGUAAUAUCAUCUGACCUACACUACAGUCUUCUGUUGAUAUGCUUUGGCUCUACACUGCAACAGCAGCUUGCACAGCCAGGAGAAAUAGGCCUACAGAAUGCACUGCCACCUUAGGAUCACUUUCUUGUAAGGAUUGCUUGCAAUAAUGUUAUAUUAGUCCUAGAUCUUACUCUUAGGGCUAGUUUCCCGGAAACAUAUUAAGCCUAGUCCUACCUGAACUACGAAAGACUUUCAAUGGAGAUUGUAGAAACUAUGAUUUAUCUGUGUUCAGGAAACUGGCCCUUACUGUUCAUCAUUAGACAUAGGCCUAGUAGAUCAGUGAUAUGAUGUGUAGGUCCCAAAGCCCUGGUUUACUUCUGUUCCUCUAUCACCUCUUGGAUCGAUGACUAAGGCCAGGGCUCUUCAACUCUGGUCCUGGAGGGCCGAAAAACGUUUGGUUUUCAGGGACUGAUUCAGACCUCGGACACCAGGGUCUUCAUUUAUCAAAAUUGCGUGUAUACUAUUCUAAAAUACUACUUACGAACGGAAUGUAGAAUGUUCGUACGAAUAGAAAAGGUGUGAUUUAUCAAACAGUUCUACGAGCCUCAUACACACACCGGUAGGAGAUAACUGUCGUGGAAAUUCUAACCAAAAGGAAGAUUGACUGUAGAUUCUUCAAACAACUUUAUUAUAAGAUUUGCAAAAAUUGAGCAGUUAGCAAUCACUCAAUGGUGCAGAGUUAAGGACCCAACGAACAGAGUUGGGUCUCAGCUUUUAUAGAAAAGUACAACUUUCUUUGUUUACGUGGCAGUUAGCAGAUGUGUGGAAACAGUGGCGGGGAACAUAGUGUAAAAGGUGAUUAGCUUUGCUGUGCAGACUAAGAUAUCUGACGUUGCCACAGCUCACACCAUUGUCUGUUCCUUCCUACACAUUUACACACAGCUGAGUUCCUGCAGAUAGUAAAACUUGGGAUGUGUCACAUGCUGCGGUCGCUCCCAAACGUCUCUUAGCUAUACGCCCAGUCUUAUGACUAAGUCACACAAAGACAAGUUUGUAUCAGUAAACAAACACAAACUAAUAACAAUAGACAAUUCUUUAAGUAAAAAAACAGCAUAACAUGUCUAAUUUGUAAUUUCCCCCCACAUAACCAUUGAUAAAUACCAAUUGUUCUCAGUGCUCAUGCACAACCUUGGCUAUUUGCAUUUCUAUAUAUGGUCAAAAUCAUCCCUUUAAAGCCAGUGGGGAAUAUACAACACCAUACUAUGGAAUAUAACGUCGUAACCAAAAAAAGCUAUGAUAAAAUAACGUUUCCGAGAUUAGAUAGAGGUGCUAGUGUCAGAGAUUGAGUACAACGAAAGGUUUUAUUUGACUCGCUCAGUUGUGGCUUGACCAGUAAAAAUAAAAACAUAGCUAUAAAGAGAAGACCAUUAAGACAAUUAGUUGCUUUAGCAAUGACAAAUAUACUUCAAAUGAGUAGGCAACACUCACCAAUAAGCCAUCCGUCCUCAACAGCUCCCUCAUGUAGGCGUAUAGGCCAACAUUGCUGUUCUGCAGAAUGAAAGGGUUGUGUGUACCACCACGUUCAGCAACGUCUUUUGCACAUCACAUAACCUAUCACCUGCACAUUAAGAGUGGAAGCCUUUUCUGUUCACAUAGUUGAACUCGUAUUGGGAUGGUGCUUUUAUGGCGAUGUUUGUGCCGUCUGUUGCACCGUUCGUAUUUGGGAACCCAUUGAUUGCAAAGAAACCCAUCUUGACUUCAACCUGUUGUGCGAUGCUGUAUGGAAAUUGUAUGUUUGUUUUGCUGCUGAUUUGCAUCCAAAACAUUGGCUCAUCGAGGGCUGUGAGAUGCCGAUCAAGCAAGCUCCCGCUGAAAAGUGGCCGUUGCCAAAAACCCGAGGGUGGAUAGCACUUGGAUGUGCACCGGAAUAGCAUGCGUUUGCCUUUUUAAAGUAGGUCUUAAAUCCUCGCAUAAAUCUUAUAAGAUUGGUUUUGGGAAACAAUAUCUGAUGAGCCAAUCUGUACUUUCUGCAAAAAAAAAGUCCCACUUGUCUCUAAAACACGUUCUCUGCUAAAUGCAGCGUGUGACAAAUCUCCCAACAGAGCAAGAUCAGCCUAAUUCGAUUUCCCAUUAUCUAAUUAUUUUAUAGUAUUUCAACAAUGGUUUCACUUUCACACGUGCCUCUAAUUGAACAAAUGACAGUACUUAAAUUGAUUAUUAUCGUAACAACUGCACUGAAGUGGUCAAAUUAUAUGCCUGUCAAGAUAUGAAUGAAUUCACAAUGGAAAUACAAUGAAACAGAGAAUUAUUGAAUUAUUACUCUCACAAUUUCAGACAUUUUCAACAUAUAUUUUCCCCAUUCUACGCUUGACAAGCAGCAGUUCCCUUAUUCCACCACUUGGCAUGGAUGUGUGGACAUUUACACACACUCGCAAGCAAAUGUUCAUAUUGAUAAAUCUCACACUUUCUGUGGAAAUUAUCCCACAAAUGGUUUACGCACAGAUUUGUGCCAUUGCGUGAUUGAUAAAUGAGGCCCCAGGUGAGUGCAGUUAACUACCAGAAUUGUUUCGGCCCUCCAGGACUUGGACCCUGACUUGGGCCUAUGUCUGCAGUGCUUCCAGAGGACUACGCCCCCAUGCUCUGCUGCAUCAUGAUAAAACUGCCCUAAUGCAUUUCCAAGGGUUUAAAGUUUCUGUAGCCUCACCCAAAAGAUAAGCUGUUCAACAAGUAUCAUCCCUUAAGUCUCAGCCCUGCAUCGAUUUAAAGCUGGUUAAAACAAACCAUGACGGACAUGGAUGGAGGCAAUGUAGCCUAGUUAGAGGAAAUUGUGGACUAAGUAGUCAGACAAUUCAGGGCCCCAGGGGUUCAGUUAAGGACCUGCUUAAUUUCAAUCACUUAUUAGGCCUGAACUACGUUUUUAUACAAUAAAUUACCAAAUGAAUAGGGUUAAGAAACAUUUGCACUAUUGAAAAGUAGCUAAACCUUUUUGACUGUCUUCAACAAGUCCUAGCCAAUUGUUUGGUUGUUUUAUUGUUCAGGUCUAGGAUAGUACUUCAAUUAAUUCCAUGGGUGAACCACAAUGUGUCGGCAUGCCGAGUUUUUUUCGAAAGACCUCUGCCUUUGGAAUGUAGCCUAAACAAGUGAAGUGACGUGUUCUCAGACUGUUCUGAGGAAGUAGCCUCGGCCAAUAUGCAGCAGUUCGGCUUCUACAAUCAAUAAUCGUCUGAAGACUGCUGGUGGAACUCUGAUCAAUUGAGACAGACUUUUGACUUUAGUUAAGGUGUAGUUGGAUGGAUCUCGAUGAAUGGCAAUAUAUACAACAACAUUUUAAUAUUAGGACUUUGACUUAAAAUCACAGCGUUUUGUACAGUAAAUCCAAUUAGGCAUAUCCACAUCUUCAAAUAAAAAAAUACACAUGAUCAUAGGCUAACCAUCUUUAUUUUCAACACAUCCAUUUCAAAAUCCAUCGUAAGAAAUAAGCUACCUCAGCAAAUAAUUGAUUGGUUCUGCAUUUUAAAUCCAAGCCAAAGAUAUUCACCAACCAAAUCCAGCCUGAGGUAGUGAAUUGUAGCCCUCUCAGACAGCACCCGGCUUUAUCAUCUCCCCUGAAGGAAGGCCAUCCCACUAUAUGGCUUCAGAUAGCCUAGAGGCAUCUUCUCCUCAUCGUCUUCAAAGCAUCUCUAGAUCACCGUCAGCUCCAGCCUUUACUCCUUUGACUUCACUGUUUCUUUGCCCCACAUAAAUGUAGGCAAAUUAGCCUCAUGAAAAUAAUGUUUAGGUUAAUGAUGACUUGGACAUCCUGAUUUGACAUUUAGGCCUACCUUUCUAUCAAUCUCAUGAAAGGCAAUUUCGCAAUGGAGGACACAGAUACUGGGAUGUCAAAUUCAGUAAAUGCCAUAUAGUCCUAAUGUUGAUUGGGUGUUCUUUCCAUCUUUUUAUUUCUCUCCGUUUCUCUCUGACCAGUCUCUCACUCUCUCGCUCUGUGUUUUCCUCUCUCUUUGUCAGAUUCUCUCACUUUCGUUUUCUCUCUCUGACCAGUGUCUCUCCAGAGAAUCUGGGCAGACUACACUCUCCUCAGCACUGUUUCACUCACUCUCAUGGUGUUGUUUUUCUCAUUGCUCUCUGUCUCCCCCCCAUCUGUCGUCCCGUUGACACACUGACCUUUGACCUGGGGUCAGGUGCUGGCCGGGAUGAUAGCCGAACCUGCUUUUCUCUCUGAGUAUACUAUCUUUGCUCUGGACCAAUCAAAGCCACCCCCCAAAGCUCCUCAAGCUCAGGUUGCUCAGGUAGCCAGUGCGGUGAGUUCGGUUCGCCCCCCCCCUCACACCCACCCCUGCCGCCUCUUCUCCUCCUGCCCCCCUCGUUCUUCUUCCCUCGCUCCUGGGUAGAGGGUAGAGGAGCUGGCCUGCUGUUUAGAACCAGUGAAGACUGCUUGAACCCUGCUCUCUCUGUCUUUUUCUUCUCCUUAUCCGUUUUCUUUGGUGUUCGUAACUUGAAGGCAUCUCACCACCUCCUAACCUUGCAUCUUAUCCCUUGGGAGUGAUUGUUGGUUUGUAAAUGUGACUGUUGGGAUAGAAGCUUGAUGUGCUUUGUGCAGUAUGCCGGUUUGUUAUUAUCCAAUAGUCUCUCCUUCAGUUGUCUCGGCAUUGACAGAAAUUGAUGUUAUCCUGAUUCUUUAGUUAUCCUUUAUAGUUGCUAGCCCCUGAAACCCUACCAACCUCCUGUAUAGUUUACUAUAGAUUUCAUUCCCUUCCUUGUUCCUGCUUCUCACCCCAAAAGUCUUCUGUUUUGUUUGUUUGGAGAGUUUAUAGUCGUGCGAUGUGCCUCCGGACCUUCUCUACUUAGCUUGCGUAGUUGAAGCUUUUCCUAGAGCCAUGAAAGAUUUUCAUUUAUUUUGUUUUAUGCAUAUUUCCCCAUCUAAAUAUAAUUUAUUAGUAGUGGUCAAACAAACAGCCCGUCCAACAAUACAAUACCCUUCUGAUUGGUGUUGAGUGACACAUUUAUAUUAAAGAUAGGACACCAAAACAACCAAGCUGGUGUUAGAAGGAAGUAGAAUAAUACACUCCUCAUUCCCAUUCCUCCUCACCUCAUCUAUUGAAAUACCAUUGGAAAGUACCACACAAUACAUUGGUCGCAAUCUCAUGCUCUUAGAAUAGACCAAGUUGUCCCCCCGAAACAUUUAGCUAGCCAGCGGGGUUGGGGUUGACAUUCCAGUUUAUUUCCUGAAUUGAAAUGGAAUUGACAGACUAUGCUACAGGCUAGAUUGCUGUUGAAAAACAGAGCAGGAUGGGCUGGCUAGCCUGUCUGUCUGUCUGGAGGAUUUGCAGAUUAUCUGCAUUUAGAGAUGUGCCUAAUCCUUCUCUAGGCUGUCAUCACACUCAUCUAGAAUUAACAAGUUAUCGUUACUCAUUGUGUAUCUAUUAUUACUUUUAUUAUUACAUGUUUUAUUUUUCUAUUACUCUGUUUUCUUUCUCUCUGCAUUGUUGGGACGGGCCCGUAAGUAAGCAUUUCACUGUUAGUCCACACCUGUUGUUUAAGAAACAUGACUAAUAACAUGUUAUUUUAUAUGUGGCCUCGUGCCUACACUGCUUUUACCAUUGAACCAUGUCAUCUUUCAUCAACAUGUAAGCCAUUUAGUAGACGCCUUUAUCCAAAGCGUAUGUAUUGGUGGGCCCAGUGGGAAUCGAACCCACUACCCUUGGCGUUGCAAGCGCCGUGCUCUACCAAAUGAGCCACCCAGGACCAUCUAACAAGAUAUCAUCACCUGACUAUAAUGUAGUAUUUGUUUAAAUAAAGGUACUGACUCAGAGAUAUGUUACUGUUUUGAGCAAUAUUAAGUAGGAAUCACUUCCUAAUAUUAGCCCAUCAAUGUAAUCCGUUCGUGACUGUGUGUUGAUACAAAACCUUUAACUUGAAAGUAAAUGUUAAAUGUGCCUUUAUAAACACACAGCCUAUUUGUUCCUCAUAACGGCAAAGAGCUGUUCAGUUUAACCCAAAGGCAUACUAACCUGUCCAUGUUAGCCCUCUUGGAGACCUCUAGACUAGCAGCUAUCCUGUUAGCCUGGUUUCUUACUGUGUUUGAGUGCAGAGACUGCAGACAUGCUCUACUUCUGACCUUGAAACACAGUACCAGUGUAGCUCUGAUUUCCACCGCCUGGGGUCUGGAAGCCAGGCUGGCAUAGUUGUCUGUUGACACAGUGCCGUUAGUCAUCUGUUGGCUUAGUAUAACUGCAGAGGGGAAGCUACCACGUGUCCUGAAUGGCAGGGACGCACCCUAUUCCCUACAUAUGGAAUAUAUAGUGCACUAUAUAGGGAACACAGCCUACAUCCUUCUGUUUGGCUAGAUAUCCCUUUACAUGCCCUGCCCCGACAGAUUGUGUAGAACUACAGAGACUAAGCUACUGGUACAUGUUGCUAGGCUUCUGGUUGCUGCUACGCUAGCCUGACUGACUGGCAUGUCUGUUGACACAGCACCACCAUACCAGUACUGUUGUCAUCUGCUAGAGAUAUCCCUAACACACCUGCCCUGGCACAUCCUGCUCCAGCACUACGCUGCUUAUUCCUAUCCAGGCCCCUCAGAUCUGCCAACAUUGAUGGGUUAGGGCCAAGGGGAAAGAAGUAGGGAGCAAAUUAGACAACCGUCACCCUGACAGACUGUAAAACCACAGAAAGACUGCAUCCUGCGGUCUUCAGUCUUCCCAUCCAGACUGUCAGUACGGUUAGUCAUCAUGCCUUGGCCAGUGGCCUGACAGACUGUGUACAACAACCAAAACUAGGCUGCUGGUCUGCUGGUUAAUGAUGCCACUGCCAGUUUUCACAUCCAGUGACAGUACUGUUUUCCUCCCUCAUGCCCUGUCUGCACACAUGGCCUAACCUAAACAGCAUCUUGGAAUGACAGUUUUGGGUGUAGUUGUAGGCAGCCUUCACAGCCUGGGUUGUGGGGAUGGGUUGUGUCUAGACAUUAGUCCAUGUAUAAUUCAUUGAUUGAGAGCCAGUCAGGCCUGUUUUCCACUACUCUGAACCUCACACUUAGCCACUCUGGGGCUCUUCCCUUUGUCUGCCUGUAAGGCAGGGUGAGGGGGCAUUGGUUUGACCUACUCACACUCUCAGACCCAAAGGCAAGUGAAAUGACUGGCCGUUGUAGUCAAAGCAGACCCUGCUGCUUUGUAGCCUCACAGCAAACCAGACACAUUGUGAAACGUGUCCCUUCUCAUCAGUGUCUCCAAUCGCAACCUAAAAACUACCAUAAUACAUUUGUAUAUAGGUUUUCAUUUGUUGUACCAUCAUUUAUUAAUCUUUUUGAUACUUUGCAAUGGGUUUAUAACUCUGUCUGUAAUACGUAUGUUUCAUGUGUAAGUGUGCUCUCAACAUUUCUUUGUAACUGGGACAGCUUAUUGACUGGUAUCUCUGGUCUGAUUUAAAGAUUACGCUUGUAGAAAACCCCUUGCUUUUCUUAUCUAGUAUCAAUAUCGGACAUGGUACUCAAAGGAGGAGAGUGAACAGAAAGGAGAGGAGGAAAUUGUUAACAGGUUAACUCAAACAAGCUUACAAGUAGGCCAACAACUGGGUCGUGUUCAUUAGGUCACUCUGUAGCAAAAUACUUAAAAACCUUUUUAAAACUGAAGAUGAGGUUCUUGGACAAUUCAGGCAGCCCCUCCCUCUUUCAGUCCAUUUUCUUCUGUUUGGUGGCUGAUGCACCCAACUCUGACCUUUCUAUAACCAACCAGCCAGGCUACCCAGCUAACGUUCACAACAACACUACUACACCUGUCUCUACUACGUUCUAGUUAACCUACAAUAACAUCCUGCUGGAGUGACCCACAGCAAUGCCGUUCGACCUCUUCAGCUACUGGCCCCUCUAAUCAAGUUCGAUUGUUUGUUUUGACCUCAUGGCUGCUGUGUAGAAAAAUGGCUACCAGUUGUAGUUUUUAAUGGCUACCAGUUGUAGUUCUAUUUUAACCACUAUCUGUUCUGUUACUGUAUGUUGUACAGUAGAGAUGCCUUCUAUCUUGUAAUUUAACCCCUCUGUUUUCUCCAAGUUUGCAUGAGGGUACCCAACUACAGUACCCAUAAGCCCCUGCAUUGCUCCUGUACUAGCAAUACUAAUAUUCAGAGCCAUGUAUAUCAGAUGGCUCUGCUAAUAUUGCUUGAUCCUAUACAGAGUAAUCAAGGCGUAGCGGUACAGUGCACGCUGGCUGGGUGUGGGACAUAUGGAAGACUAACAGGUCCAGGUGCCAGGGCUGCGUCUGAAAUUGCACCCUAUUCAUGUAAAGUGCACUACUUUGACCGUGGCCCCUAUAUAGUGCACUACUUUUUCACCAGGGCCCAUAGUCAAAAGUAGUGGUCAAAAGUAGUGCACUACAGUAUAUAGGGAAUAGUGUGCCAUUACAGACACAGCCCUGGUUAAACCCUGGCCUAGUUUGUUUUAACCUCUUUCACUCCUGCCUCCUGCUAUAGAGUGGCAGGAGAAGUGCCACAGGAUCACCUAGAGGAAGCAUCAAUGGAGAUGGGAGGGCUUCUCCUCAGGCAAGUUGUUACUUCAUCCUCCUAACACCUUUCUCUGGCUUUUCCGUUUCCAUUAAAAUACGGUUAUUGAUGUCCUGAAGAGGUAAUAAAGCAACUAAGAAUAAAAGUUAAGAUGCUGGGCCUCCCGAGUGGUGCAGCGGUCUAAGGCUCUGCGUCGCAGUGUUGGCGGCGUCACUACAGCCUGGGGUUCGAUCCCAGCCUGUAUCAUUACCGGCCGUGACCGGGAGUCCCAUAGGGCGGCACGCAGUUGGCCCAGCGUCGUCCGGGUUAGGGGUGGGUUUGGCCGGUGGGGCUUUACUUGGCUCAUCGCACUCUAGGGACUCCUUGUGGCGGGCCGGGCGCCUGCGGGCAGACUCGGCCAUCAGUUGAACAGUGUUUCCUCCGACACAUUGGUCAGCUGGCUUCCGGGUUAAGCAAGCGGGUGUUAAGAAGCACCGUUUGGCGGGUGAUGUUUCAGAGGACGCAUGACUCGACCUUCGCCUCUCCUGAGCCCGUUGGGGAGUUGCAGCGAUGAGACAAGAUCGUAAUCACGAAAUUGGGGAGAAAAAGGGGGUAAUAAUUACUAAAAAUAAAAUAAAAAUCUCUUAAGAUGCUAUGCCAGUUAGGUCUAAUCAGCUGCAGAGAGGAAGAUACAUUCUGAUUUAACAUGCAAUUUGAAUAAAGUCUAGGCCUAACAGUAGGAGUGGUUUUGUUGAUUAUCUUUAACCCAUGCAUGUGGAAACACUCAUUCAUAUCCCACAUGUCUCUAGCUAAGGCUAAAUAUGUACAUUCCCAUGCAUUGUAGUUCAAUAAAGUUGACUGCCAUGUGGUAAUGAAUACUGUAAAGUAAUACACUCUCCUGUCCGUCCUCAUACAGAGAGAGGAGCCACAGUCGUUUGCCCAGAAGCUACAGCUGCGUGUCCCCUCUGUGGAGUCUCUCCUCCGCGGUGCCAGCCGGGCCGAGGGCCUCUUCCUUUCCCCGUCCAAAGAGAGCCUGAACCGCAGCCCCUCUCUUAACUCCCUCACCCCCCUGGGGGAGAAUGAGCCCCUGGCCACCCCAGCCUAUGACCCUCCGUCGGACAUCGAGAGCGAGGCAGAGGAGUCAUAUGGUAGCCCUGAGUCCCUGUCGGCCCUGUCUAAAGAACAGCUGAUCCAUCGGCUACACAGGGUGGAGAAGAGCCUGGGGAACUACAGAGGGAAAUACUCAGAGGUGGGGGUCGUGAGACAAUAGAGCAGUGGUACCACAUGGUACAUCCUUUAGUGACGCUUGUGGAAAUCAGUCUCAAAAGAAAUCAGUGUAAUCACUAUAUAAUAACUAGGUAAUUACCAGUUCAGCAAGUCAUUUCUAACAGCUAAAACAGGGAGUUGGCCUGCUGUAUGUCUACAAUACACCUCUAUGGGAUGUACCAGUCACUAUGAUCAGUCUUCUCUUGCUCAUCCAGUCAGUCUCAAAUACAGAUGACUAGAGUAGGGAGUUGGCCUGCAAUGCAUAUAUCUCUGUGUACAGCUAUAUUUGAUUUACCUUUCUAACCAUUCUCUCUCUCUCUUCCCCCCCACCCCAGUUGGUCACUACCUACAGAACAGUCCAGAGAGACAAGGAGAAAACCCAGGUGAUUUUCAUAAACCACCUCAACACCAGAUUACAUAUAGUGAUGCUCUGUACUUUCGGGAGGAUAGAGGAACACUUCUAUCCACACUCGCUGAAUGCUGAUGUAGUCUUUUCUGCUUUUCUCCUCAGGCCAUUCUCAGUCAGAGUCAAGACAAAGCUCUCCGUAGGAUUGGGGAGUUGAGAGAGGUAUGACCAUGAACACCAUCUGUUUCUGAUGAAUACCGGUAUAUGUCUGUACUAUGUUUGUCUAAUUCUAUCCCUAUCAAAGUACUGUCUAUGGGGUCUUAUUUUACUCUGUUAUGACCCAUUACUCUCUCUCUCUCUGACAUGAACUCAAAAGCUUUUAGGAUACAAGCAACCACUGAGUCACAGCAGUAGAGGUGGAAUUCCUGAAUUCUUUAUCUGUCCUGACCCCAAAAAACAGUAGCUGAGCCAAAGGAAGGUAGUCAAGAGCAGGAGGUUAGCUAAGACAAGGAAGGAGGAAGGAGCAGGAGGUUAGCUAAAACAAGGAAAGAGGAAGGAGCAGGAGGUUAGCUAAAACAAGGAAGGAGCAGGAGGUUAGCUAAAACAAGGAAAGAGAGGAAGGAGCAGGAGGUUAGCUAAGACAAGGAAAGAGAGGAAGGAGCAGGAGGUUAGCUAAGACAAGGAAAGAGGAAGGAGCAGGAGGUUACCUAAGACAAGGAAAGAGAGGAAGGAGCAGCAUAUUUUUGUUAUCAGAACAAGAUAAGGCAUUGCAUGUGACUUGUUUGAACUUGUGUGAUGUGUUCAGGAUGUAAUUCACUGAGACUCUAACCUGCGUUUGUAGGAAAGAAACCUUUCCCUGGUUGAAAUGGUGCAGUGUGCCCUACAUGUAGGAAGUAUAGAAAGACUUCUCUGGCUCUGAACCAUGAUAGUGUUUGAUAAGGUGAUCAGUGUGAGCAAGGCAAUUCACAGAACUACUAAUCUUGAUCUCAUAGGGAGUAGUUAUUUGGGAAGUAAGGUGUUAUUGUAGAUGAGUCAUUCUGAGUGGUCCGACUGCAGUUUAGUCGAUCUCAAACACACUAUGUUCCUCACCAGGAGCUGUACAGUCGUGGUCAAAAGUAUUGGUCUUCACAAAGUUUGCUGCUUCAGUGUUUUUAGAUAUUUUUGUCAGAUGUUACUAUGGUAUACUGAAGUAUAAUUACAAGCAUUCCAUAAGUGUCAAAGGCUUUUAUUGACAAUUACAUUAAGUUUAUGCAAAGAGUCAAUAUUUGCAGUGUUGACCCUUCUUUUUCAAGACCUCUGCAAUACGCCCUGGCAUGCUGUCAAUUACAGUGAGGGAAAAAAGUAUUUGAUCCCCUGCUGAUUUUGUACGUUUGCCCACUGACAAAGAAAUGAUCAGUCUAUAAUUUUAAUGGUAGGUUUAUUUGAACUGUGAGAGACAGAAUAACGACAAAAAAAUCAGACAAAAUGCAUGUAAAAAAUGUUAUAAAUUGAUUUGCAUUUUAAUGAAGGAAAUAAGUAUUUGACCCCUCUGCAAAACAUGACUUAGUACUUGGUGGCAAAACCCUUGUUGGCAAUCACAGAGGUCAAACAUUUCUUGUAAUUGGCCACCAGGUUUACACACAUCUCAGGAGGGAUUUUGUCCCACUCCUCUUUGCAGAUCUUCUCCAAGUCAUUAAGGUUUCGAGGCUGACGUUUGGCAACUCAAACCAUCAGCUCCCUCCACAGAUUUUCUAUGGGAUUAAGGUCUGGAGACUGGCUAGGCCACUCCAGGACCUUAAUGUGCUUCUUCUUGAGCCACUCCUUUGUUGCCUUGGCCGUGUGUUUUGGGUCAUUGUCAUGCUGGAACACCCAUCCACGACCCAUUUUCAAUGCCCUGGCUGAGGGAAGGAGGUUCUCACCCAAGAUUUGACGGUACAUGGCCCCGUCCAUCGUCCCUUUGAUGCGGUGAAGUUGUCCUGUCCCCUUAGCAGAAAAACAUCCCCAAAGCAUAAUGUUUCCACCUCCAUGUUUGACGGUGGGGAUGGUGUUCUUGGGGUCAUAGGCAGCAUUCCUCCUCCUCCAAACACGGCGAGUUGAGUUGAUGCCAAAGAGCUCCAUUUUGGUCUCAUCUGACCACAACACUUUCACCCAGUUCUCCUCUGAAUUAUUCAGAUGUUCAUUGCCAAACUUCAGACGGCCCUGUAUAUGUGCUUUCUUGAGCAGGGGGACCUUGCGGGCGCUGCAGGAUUUCAAUCCUUCACGGCAUAGUGUGUUACCAAUUGUUUUCUUGGUGACUAUGGUCCCAGCUGCCUUGAGAUUAUUGACAAGAUCCUCCCGUGUAGUUCUGGGCUGAUUCCUCACCGUUCUCAUGAUCAUUGUAACUCCACGAGGUGAGAUCUUGCAUGGAGCCCCAGGCCGAGGGAGAUUGACAGUUAUUUUGUGUUUCUUCCAUUUGCGAAUAAUCACACAAACUGUUGUCACCUUCUCACCAAGCUGCUUGGCGAUGGUCUUGUAGCCCAUUCCAGCCUUGUGUAGGUCUACAAUAUUGUCCCUAACAUCCUUGGAGAGCUCUUUGGUCUUGGCCAUGGUGGAGAGUUUGGAAUCUGAUUGAUUGAUUGCUUCUGUGGACAGGUGUCUUUUAUACAGGUAACAAACUGAGAUUAGGAGCACUCCCUUUAAGAGUGUGCUCCUAAUCUCAGCUCGUUACCUGUAUAAAAGACAACUGGGAGCCAGAAAUCUUUCUGAUUGAGAGGGGGUCAAAUACUUAUUUUCCUGUUUUGUUGUUAUUCCGUCUCUCACUGUUCAAAUAAACCUACCAUUAAAAUUAUAGACUGAUCAUUUCUUUGUCAGUGGGCAAACGUACAAAAUCAGCAGGGGAUCAAAUACUUUUUUCCCUCACUGUAACUUCUGGGCCACUUCCUGACUGAUGGCAGCCCAUUCUUGCAUAAUCAAUGCUUGGAGUUUGUCAGAAUUUGUGGGUUUUUGUUUGUCCACCCGCCUCUUGAGGAUUGACCACAAGUUCUCAAUGGGAUUAAGGUCUGGGGAGUUUCCUGGCCAUGGACCCAAAAUGUCGAUGUUUUGUUCCCCGAGCCACUUAGUUAUCUCUUUUGCCUUAUGGCAAGGUGCUCCAUCAUGCUGGAAAAGGCAUUGUUCGUCACCAAACUGUUCUUGGAUGGUUGGGAGAAGUUGCUCUCGGAUGAUGUGUUGGUACCAUUCUUUAUUCAUGGCUGUGUUCUUAGGCAAAAUUGUGAGUGAGCCCACUCCCUUGGCUGAGAAGCAACUCCACACAUGAAUGGUCUCAGGAUGCUUUACUGUUGGCAUGACACAGGACUGAUGGUAGCGCUCACCUUGUCUUCUCCGGACAAGCUUUUUUCCGGAUGCCCCAAACAAUCGGAAAGGGGAUUCAUCAGAGAAAAUGACUUUACUCCAGUCCUCAGCAGUCCAAUCCCUGUACCUUUUGCAGAAUAUCAGUCUGUCCCUGAUGUUUUCCUGGAGAGAAGUGGCUUCCUCGCUGCCCUUCUUGACACCAGGCCAUCCUCCAAAAGUCUUCGCCUCACUGUGCGUGGAGAUGCACUCACACCUGCCUGCUGCCAUUCCUGAGCAAGCUCUGCACUGGUGGUGCCCCGAUCCCGCAGCUGAAUCAACUUUAGGAGAAGGUCCUGGUGCUUGCUGGACUUUCUUGGGAGCCCUGAAGCCUUCUUCACAACAAUUUAACCUCUCUCCUUGAAGUUCUUGAUGAUCUGAUAAAUGGUAGAUUUAGGUGCAAUCUUACUAGCAGCAAUAUCCUUGCCCUUUUUGUGCAAAGCAAUGAUGACGGCACGUGUUUCCGUGCAGGUAACCAUGGUUAACAGAGGAAGAACAAUGAUUUCAAGCACCAUGCUCCUUUUUAAAGCUUCCAGUCUGUUAUUCUAACUCAAUCAGCAUGACAGAGUGAUCUCCAGCCUUGUCCUCGUCAACACUCUCACUUGUGUUAACGAGAGAGUCACUGACAUGAUGUCAGCUGGUCCUUUUGUGGCAGGGCUGAAAUGCAGUGGAAAUGUUUUUUGGGAUUAAGUUCAUUUUCAUGGCAAUUAAUUGCAAUUCAUCUGAUCACUCUUCAUAACAUUCUGGAGUAUUUGUAAAUUGCCAUCAUAAAAACUGAGGCAGCAGACUUUGUGAAAAUGUAAUAUUUGUGUCAUUCUCAGAACUUUUGACCACGACUGUAUGUAUUAAGGCAAUGUGUUAUAUGACAAUGUUUCUCCCCAGGAGCUGCACAUGGACCAGCAGGCUAAGAAGCACCUUCAGGAGGAGUUUGACGCUGCCCUGGAGGAGAAGGACCAAAUGAUUACUGUGCUUCAGACACAGGUGUUUAUAUACAGUACAGUUCAUAGUGAAAGUAUUCUCUCCUCUUCCAGUUUUCACAUUUUGUUAAAUUUUUGUUAAAUGUAAAAUGCAUCACGUUGGGAUUUGCUCCCACCGAUCUGUUAAGAAAAAUGAUCAAAUGUCUACAUUUUUAUUGUUUUAUUUAUUGUUUUUUUAUGUGUGUUUCAAUGGGUGUAUGCUGAACACAGUCAGUAUAAUCUUGACUGUUGAAUAAUGUCUGGUCUCUAGCCUGUGUUGCUCUGUGUUUUGACUGUGUCCCCCCCCCCCCCCCCCCCAUCCUCCUUCUCUGCCAGGUUGCACUGAUGAAGAAGCGUCUGAAGGGGGUUCCUGGUGGAGCUGUGGCCCCUGAGGUUGAACACCCUCUCCAGGCUGAAGAUCAUCCAGACUCUGCCUCUGCCCCACAGAGCCCCUCCAAAGACCCAGGUACUAUACAGCACAGACACUAUGCUGACUCACACCCCUGAUAGAUGAUGAUGAUGAUGUGUAGAUGGACAGUAGCAGACCUGGGUUCAAAUAGUAUUGUCUGGUACAAUGGAACCAAUUGAAUAGUGCCUAAGGUGGAAACCCUCUACACCUCUGGCACUCUAGGCAGGCUCAACCAAACACUUAGUGUUUUAAUUUCUAAUACUGUUUAGACCCAGGUCUGAGUCAUUUAGUGUUGAAAUGUUUAGAGCCAUCUGGCUUUUAUCAAGUUUAUCGAGUAUAUUUAAAGGGAUAGAUCACCCAAAUUACAAAAUGACAUAUUGGUUUUGUUACCCUGUAAGCAGUCUAUAGACAAGGUAUGACAGCAAUCCAUGCUUUGAUUUAGUUUCCCUGGCAAUGUUUCCAUAUGCUAACGUUUUAGCAUUUGUGGCACAAAUCCCAUUCUAGUCAUAGGACCGAUAUUAGCAUUUUGCACACAUCAUGUCCAAAUCAUCAGAAAGUAUCUAAAAUUGAUUGUGAAGCUCAACAAAGUGACUUAUAGAUGUUUUGAACAUGAUGUGCGAAAAAUGCUAAUAUCGGUCCCAUGACUUGAAUGGGAUUUCUGCCAUAAAUCCUAAAACGUUAGCAUGUGGAAACAGUGCCAGGGAAACUAAACCAAAGCAUGGAUUGCUGUCAUACCUUGUCAAUAGACUACUUACAGGGUAAGGAAACCAAUGUGUAGUGUGGGUGAACUAUCCCUUUUAACACAUAAAACCACAACCACCAAUCCUUAACGCCUCAGUCAUAGUCAGUACUCCCCUUCGUCUGACUGAGCCACAUUACCUCAUUUAACCUGAGAAGGCAGCGCUGACCCAUCGAAAACCAUGGAGGUGCUGCAGAUGGAAAUUCCAAGAUGGCGUAGCAGUGCGGUCGUAUUUUCUGUUGUGUCCUCGUGUUAAUAGCCAGUUCUUUAGUUUUUUUGUCUAUUUUGUAUAUAUUUCUCAAUUUUACUUUUUUACUUUUCAUUCUUUAACUAAAUAUACUUUCCUGCAACCCGCCUCACCCAACGUGAAAAGGAUUCUAUUAUUUAUUUAUAACUUUUAUCAAGAACCUUAAGCUGAAACUAGUCUAGCAACCGAAUGGCUGUUGUAGCCAGCUAGCUAGCUACUUGCUAUUAGCCACCAUUAGCGGUCUAAACCAUUGUCCGUGGCCUGCACUACACACCAGCCAGCUCUAGCUCUAGCCUGGACAAUUUGUCGGCCAGUCUGCACAGCGUGCUAUUGACCCAGAGCAUAUCGGAUUUUCUGCCGGAAUCACUGGACCCUAACGCCGGAUCAUCGCAACUUGCUAGCUGCAACCGAAUGGCUGUUGUCGUUGGCUAAUUACCAUUGCCCCUUAGCAAGCACCAGUUAGCCUUGAGCUAGCCUCGAGCCAGGCCCAUCUCCCGGCUAUCUACCUCUCUGUCAACCGGACGGGACCUCCUAGUGUUGACACGGAGCCCUGCCGAUCCAACACGACUGGUCUGCCGACGAAAUCGUCUGAUGUGGUUUCAACAGGCUUCCCGUUACGACGUCGACCCCGAAAAUCCAUCUGCUAACCCCGGCCCGCUAGCACACGCAAGCUGUGCCUCUUGCUCGCCAGUGCUGUAGCAGUCCCCGAACUACCUCUGAACUCUCCUAUUGCUGUUCACCGGACCUUAUGAUAACUCAGCUAUACAGCUGAUGCCUGCUGGACUGUUCCUUUAUACGGUACCGCAUCCUGUUUAUGUUUAGCCUCAGCCCAAACUUUGUCACCAUUACCAGCUGUUGUCUUAGCUCUCUCGAAUAACACCUGUGAUUGCUUUAUGCCUCUCUCCCAUGUCAAUAUGCCUUGCUUAUUGCUGUUUCGGUUAUUUCUUAUUGUACUAUUUCACUGUAGAGCCCCCAGUCCAGCUCAACCUGCCUUAAAUAGCUCCUUUGUCCCACCCCCCAUACACGCGGAGACCGACUCAAUCGGUGCCUCCAGUGAUGCUAUCUCUUUCAUCGUUACCCAACGCUGAGGUUUACCUCCACUGUACUCAUAUCCUUCCAUAUCCUUGUCUGUACAUAAUGCCCUGAAUCUAUUCUACAACGCCCGGAAAUCUGCCCCUUUUAUUCUCUGUACCCAACGCACUAGAAGACCAGUUUUUAAAGCCUUUAGCCGUAUCCUUAUUCUACUUCUCCUCUGUUCCUCUGGUGAUGUAGAGGUUAACCCAGGCCCUGUAGCCCCCAGUAUCACUCCUACUCCCCAGGCGUUAUCAUUUGUUGACUUCUGUAACCGUAAAAUCCUUGGUUUCUUGCACGUUAACAUCAGAAGCCUCCUCCCUAAGUUUGAGUUAUUCACUGCGUUAGCACACUCUGCCAACCCUGAUGUUCUAGCAGUGUCGGAAUCCUGGCUUAGGAAGGCCACCAAAAAUUCAGAAAUGUCCAUCCCCAACUACAACAUGUUCCGUCUCGAUAGAACUGCCAAAGGGGGUGGGGUUGCAAUCUACUGUAGAGAUAGCCUGCAAAGCUCUAUCAUACUAUCCAGGCCUGUGCCCAAACAGUUUGAGCCUCUACUUCUAAAAAUCCACCUUUCCAGUCUCUCACUGUUGCCGCUUGCUACAGACCCCCCUCAGCCCCGAGCUGUGCCCUGGACACCAUAUGUGAACUGAUUGCCCCCCAUCGAUCCUCAGAGUUCGUACUGCUUGGUGACCUAAACUGGGAUAUGCUUAACAACCUACAUUCUAAACUAGAUUCCCUCAAUCUCACACAAAUUAUCAACGAACCUACCAGUUACAACCCUAAAUCUGUAAACAUGGGCACCCUCAUAGAUAUCAUCCUGACAAAUUUACCCUCUAAAUACACCUCCGCUGUCUUCAACCAGGAUCUCCGCGAUCACUACCUUAUUGCCUGCGUCAAACGACCACCCCUCAUCACUGUCAAACGCUCCCUAAAACACUUUAGCGAGCAGGCCUUUCUAAUUGACCUGGCCCGGGUAUCCUGGAUGGAUAUUGACCUCAUUCCGUCAGUAGAGGAUGCCUGGUUGUUCUUUAAAAAUGCUUUCCUCUCAAUCUUAAAUAAGCAUGCCCCAUUCAAAAAAUUCAGAAGUAAGAACAGAUAUAGCUGCUGGUUCUCCUCAGACUUGACUGCCCUUGACCAGCACAAAAACAUCCUGUGGCGUACUGCAUUAGCAUCGAACAGCCCCCGCGAUAUGCAACUUUUCAGGGAAGUCAGGAACCAUUAUACACAAUCAGUUAGGAAAGCAAAGGCUAGCUUUUUCAAACAAAAAUGUGCAUCCUGUAGCACUAACUCCAAAAAGUUUUGGGACACUGUAAAGUCCAUGGAGAAUAAGAGCACCUCCUCCCAACUGCCCACUGCACUGAGGCUAGGAAACACUGUCACCACUGAUAAAUCUACAAUAAUCGAGAAUUUCAACAAGCAUUUUGCUACGGCUGGCCAUGCUUUCCACCUGGCUACCACUACCCCGGACACCAGCUCUGCACCCUCUGCUACAACUUGCCCAUGCCCCCCCCCCCCCCCGAUUCUCCUUCACACAAAUUCAGUCAGCUGAUGUUCUGAAAAAUUUUGACCCCUACAAAUCAUCUGGGCUAGAAUCUGGACCCUUAUUACUAGCCUGUUCAACCUCUUUUUCGUAACGUCUGAGAUCCCCAGAGAUUGGAAAGCUACCGCGGUCAUCCCCCUCUUCAAAGGGGGUGACACUCUAGAUCCAAACUGUUACAGACCUAUAUCCAUCCUGCCCUGCCUUUCGAAAGUAUUUGAAAGCCAAGUUAACAAACAGAUCACAGACCAUUUCGAAUCCCACCGUACCUUCUCCGCUAUGCAAUCCGGUUUCCGAGCUGGUCGUGGGUGCACCUCAGCCACGCUCAAGGUCCUAAACGAUAUUAUAACCGCGAUCGAUAAAAGACAGUACUGCGCAGCCGUCUUCAUCGACCUGGCCAAGGCUUUCGACUCUGUCAACCACUGCAUUCUUGUUGGCAGACUAAAUAACCUUGGUUUCUCAAAUGACUGCCUUGCCUGGUUCACCAACUACUUCUCAGAUAGAGUUCAAUGUGUCAAAUCGGAGGGCCUGUUGUCUGGACCUCUGGCAGUCUCUAUGGGGGUGCCACAGGGUUCAAUUCUCGGGCCGACUCUAUUCUCUGUGUAUAUCAAUGAUGUCUCUCUUGCUGCUGGUGACGCUCGGAUCCACCUCUAUGCGGACGACACCAUUUUGUAUACAUCUGGCCCUUCAUUGGACACUGUGUUAACAAACCUCCAAACAAGCUUCAAUGCCAUACAACACUCCUUCAGUAGCCUCCAACUGCUCUUAAACACUGGUAAAACUAAAUGCAUGCUCUUCAACCGAACGCUGCUUGCACCCGCCCACCCGACUAGAAUCACUACUCUCGGCGGGUCUGACCUAGAGUAUGUGGACAACUACAAAUACCUAGGUGUCUGGUUAGUCUGUAAACUCUCCUUCCAGACUCACAUUUAAGCAUCUCCAAUCAAAAGUUAGAUCUAGAAUCGGCUUCCUAUUUCGCAACAUAGCCUCCUUCACUCAUGCUGCCAAACAUGCCCUCGUAAAACUGACUGUCCUACCGAUCCUUGACUUCGGCGAUGUCAUUUACAAAAUAGCCUCCAACACUCUACUCAGCAAAUUGAAUGUAGUCUAUCACAGUGCCAUCCAUUUUGUCACCAAAGCCCCAUAUACUACCCACCAUUGUGACCUGUACACUCUUGUUGGCUGGCCCUCACUACAUAUUCGUCGCCAAACCCACUGGCUCCAGGUCAUCUAUAAAUCACUGCUAGGCAAAUCCCUGCCUUAUCUUAGCGCACUGGUCACCAUAGCAACACCCACCCGUAGUCUGCGCUCCAGCAGGUAUAUCUCACUGGUCAUCCCCAAAGCCAACACCUCCUUUGGCCGCCAUUCCUUCCAGUUCUCUGCUGCCAAUGACUGGAACAAACUGCAAAAAUCUCUGAAGCUGGAGACUUUUAUCUCCCUCACUAACUUUAAGCAUCAGUUGUCAGAGCAGCUUACUGAUCACUGAACCUGUACACAGCCAUUCUGAAAUUAGCCCACCCAACUACCUCAUCCCCAUAUUGUUAUUUAUUUUGCUAAUUUACACCCCAGUAUCUCUAUUUGCACAUCAUCUUUUGCACAUCUAUCAUUCCAGUGUUAAUACGAAAUUGUAACUAUUUUGCACUAUGGCCUAUUUAUUGCCUUACCUCCAUAACUUACCACAUUCGCACACACUGUAUAUAUAUUUUCUGUUGUAUAUUUGACUUUGUUUUGUUUACCCCAUAUGUAACUGUGUUGUUGUUUUUAUCGCACUGCUUUGCUUUAUCUUGGCCAUGUCGCAGUUGUAAAUGAGAACUUGUUCUCAACUGGCUUACCUGGUUAAAUAAAGGUGAAAUUAAAUUUUUUUAAAAAGAUGGUUAGGGAUAGGAUUAGAACGUGUAUGUAUAUCUAUGUAAUAUAACAUGUACAGUGCAUUCGGAAAGUAUUCAGACCCCUUGACUUUUUCCACAUUUUGUUACGUUACAGCCUUAUUCUAAAAUUGAUUAAAUUGUUUUUUUCCCCUCAUCAAUCUACACACAAUACCUCACAAUGACAAAGCAAAAACAGGUUUUUAGAUUUUUUUUGCAAAUGUAUAAAAAAUAAAAAAACGGGAAAUACCACAUUUACAUAAGUAUUCAGACCCUUUACUCAGUGCCUUGUUGAAGCACCUUUGGCAGCGAUUACAGCCUCGUCUUCUUGGGUAUGACGCCACGAGCUUGGCACACCUGUAUUUGGGGAGUUUCUCCCAUUCUUCUCUGCAGAUCCUCUCAAGCUCUGUCAGGUUGGAUGGGGAGCGUCGCUGCACAGCUAUUUUCAGGUCUCUCCAGAGAUGUUAGAUCGGGUUGAAGUCCAGGCUCUGGCUGGGCCACUCAAGGACAUUGUCGUUGUCCUGUUGGAUGGUGAACCUUCGCCCCAGUCUCAGGUCCUGAGCGCUUUGGAGCAGGUUUUCGUCAAGGAUCUCUCUGUACAUUGCUCCGUUCAUCUUUUCCUCGAUCCUGACUAGUCUCCCAGUCCCUGCCGCUGAAAAACAUCCCCACAGCAUGAUGCUGCCACCACCAUGCUUCACUGUAGGGAUGGUGCCAGGUCUCCUCCAGACGUGAUGCUUGGUAUUCAGGCCAAAGAGUUCAAUCUUGGUUUCAUCAGACCAGAGAAUCUUGUUUCUCGUGGUCUGAGAGUCAUUUAGGUGCCGUUUGGCAAACUCCAUGUGGGCUGUCAUGUGCCUUUUACUGAGGAGUGGCUUCCAUCUGGCCACUAUACCAUAAAGGCCUUAUUGGUGGAGUGCUGCAGAGAUGAUUGUUCUUCUGGAAGGUUCUCCCAUCUCCACAGAGGAGCUCUGUCAGAUUGACCAUCGGGUUCAUGGUCACCUCCCUGACCAAGGCCCUUCUCCCCCGAUUGCUCAGUUUGGCCGGACGGCCAGCUCUAAGAAGAGUAUUUUGGUGGUUCCAAACUUCUUCCAUUUAAGAAUGAUGGAGGCCACUGUGAUCUUGGGGACCUUCAAUGCUGCAGAAAUGUUUUGGUACCCUUCCCCAGAUUUGUGCCUCGACACAAUCCUGUCUCGGAGCUCUACGGACAAUCCCUUCGACCUCAUGGCUUGGUUUUUGCUCUGACAUGCACUGUCAACUGUGGAACCUUAUAUAGACAUGUGUGUUCCUUUCCAAAUCAUGUCCAAUCAAUUGAAUUUACCACAGGUGGACUUCAAUCAAGUUGUAUAAACAUCUCAAGGAUGAUCAAUGGAAACAGGAUGCACCUGAGCUCAAUUUCAUAGCAAAGGGUUGGAAUACUUAUGUAAAUAAGGUAUUUCUGUUUUUUUAUUUGUAAUACAUUUGGAAAAAUAAAUAAAAACCUAUUCACUUUGUCGUUAUGGGGUAUUGUGUGUAGAUUGAUGAGGGAAAAAAUUAAUUAAAUAAAUUUUAGAAUAAGGCCGUGAAGUAACAAAAUGUGGAAAAAGUCAAGGGGUCAGAAUACUUUCCGAAUGCACUGGAUGCCUCUCAGUGGGAAUCCCUUUUUCUCACAAAGCUGCGUUGCCUCUUCUAAUCAACAGAGGGCAGCACUGACCUAUCUAAAAGCAUGGAGGCGCUGCAGAAGAGGGUGACACGCCAGGAGAAUCUACUCCAGAAGUGUAAGGAGCUGCUGAGGACACACAAGGAGCGCAGUGCCCAGCUGACCAGCGAGAACGACACUCUGCAGGAGCAGCUGCAGGAGAGACUGCAGGAGCUGGAGAAAACCAAGGUGUGUUAACCAAUGUCGGUGGAGGGAGAAAUGGAGAGGAUGUUUUGUGAUAGUAUUCCAUAGCUUGAAUGGAACGGUAUGAAACACGCAAAUAAAGUUGUGCGAUCAUAAAUUAGCAAUAUUGCAUUCUGGCCAUUACAAUUAGCCAUUUUGUUUUACAUGGAUCUUCUAAUCAACUUUUUUGGAAAAGAAACACCCAGGAAUACACAUUUUAGAAGGCCAUUUUCCACAUAUGGUCACCACAGAAAUGGCCGCUUGUACUUAGUACACUGUAGUGUUGAAGGGAGUUCAUUAUAUGGGGCUGAAGAGUGAGUGUCAACCACAGAAUUCAACAGAAUACAUGUAUCUCUAUGGUGUGAACAGUAACACCAUGUUUCACAACACUGUCAUAAAUAAUCCAAUGGAGUCUUCAUGGUUUAGUGAUCAUGUGCCUGGUCUGUGGCUUCACUAUCUAUUUCUAUGACACACGUACACACACACACACACACACACACACACUCUAUCGCUCAGAAAGGGUGUGGAGCUUUGUCUUGUUAUGAUGCCCCAAAACCUCUGGCUAGAAACCAGAGAUGCAUCCCAAAUGGCACCCUUUUCCAUACAUUGUGCACUAUAGGGUGCUAUUUAGGACUUUUGGCUGUUUAGUUUGGCUGUGGUGUCUGUCGUUUUCACUAGCGGCUGUUGAGUGAUGCUGGGCGUUAGAACAGGCCUGUGAUAACAGACAAUAGCUCUGCACGAUGGGCAGAGGUGUGUGUGUGUGUGUGUGUGUGUGUGUGUGUGUGUGUGUGUGUGUGUGUGUGUGUGUGUGUGUGUGUGUGUGUGUGUGUGUGUGUGUGUGUGUGUGUGUGUGUGUGUGUGUGUGUGUGUGUGUGUGUGUGUGUGUGUGUGUGUGUGUGUGUGUGUGUGUGUGUGUGUGUGUGUGUGUGUGUGUGUGUGUGUGUGUGUGUGUGGAGUUGCAUAAUGCGCGUGCGUGUGUUUGGGUGGAGUUACAGGAUGUGUGUGUGUGUGUGUUGAACCUGGCCAGUGUCUGAGAACAGGGCUGUUCCUGUGACAGAAAGAGCCAGAGGUUAACAGGCACUCAGCUCUCCUAACCAGCAUGGAGGGGCUUGCUCAUCCACAGACACACACACCCUGUAAAACAGACAGCAGCUGUCUCCCAGGCCACCAUUUCACCUUUGGGAUCUUGUAUUUAUAUGGCGUUGUGGUCUGUUUCGUAUUUGUGUUAAAUUAUUAUUUGCCUUAUUGUAUGUUUUCACAGAGUAGUUUCAUAGCUACUGUGUGAGAACAUACAAACCACUGCUGCUAACCCAACCUAACCUGAUCUGUGUGUUGGUUUAGCUGGCCUUGUAUGCAGCCUCUGUUGACAACCGCCUUGUGGCUGUGGUGGCCGGGCCUCAUGGGUGGUGUAGGGAGACUAGGGAGCAGCUUAAGGAGAGGUGUGGUCUGAAGGGGUCACUCUCUGCCUGUUAUGCAGAAACAUUUUGGAACCUGUCUUGGUCCUUCCUUGUUUUAUUUAACCUUUUUCUAACUAGGAAAGUAGCCUGUUCCCAGAGCUGUUCGUGCUGUAUUCAUUGUUCAUUGAAACGACCAUAGGAGUUGGCUAUACAACAAAACGCAUAUGGGACCAGAUUACCAGGAAAGAGCCUGGAGGUUCAUGCGAGGGCAACCUGUGCAAUAACCUGAGCACGGUCCUGAUGAUUUAAACAAUAUGUUGUAAGGAAUGAUACAUCCAUUUGUAUGAAAUCUGAUGUUUGUACCCCUGCUUAAAGGUUAUGAGGAGUAGUUGGUUGUCUAAAUUCAGUUCAGUGUUAUUAAGAACAGUGCCCUGACAUUAACUACAGUGGUGCUCCUGUUCCUUUACUACAGUGGUGCUCCUGUUCCUUUACUACGGUGGUGCUCCUGUUCCUUUACUACGGUGGUGCUCCUGUUCCUUUACUACGGUGGUGCUCCUGUUCCUUUACUACGGUGGUGCUCCUGUUCCUUUACUACGGUGGUGCUCCUGUUCCUUUACUACGGUGGUGCUCCUGUUCCUUUACUACGGUGGUGCUCCUGUUCCUUUACUACGGUGGUGCUCCUGUUCCUUUACUACGGUGGUGCUCCUGUUCCUUUACUACGGUGGUGCUCCUGUUCCUUUACUACGGUGGUGCUCCUGUUCCUUUACUACGGUGGUGCUCCUGUUCCUUUACUACGGUUGUGCUCCUGUUCCUUUACUACGGUGGUGCUCCUGUUCCUUUACUACGGUUGUGCUCCUGUUCCUUUACUACGGUGGUGCUCCUGUUCCUUUACUACGGUGGUGCUCCUUUUCCUUUACUACGGUGGUGCUCCUGUUCCUUUACUACAGUGGUGCUCCUGUUCCUUUACUACUGUGGUGCUCCUGUUCCUUUACUACGGUGGUGCUCCUGUUUUCCUUUACUACGGUGGUGCUCCUGUUCCUUUACUACGGUGGUGCUCCUGUUCCUUUACUACAGUGGUGCUCCUGUUCCUUUACUACUGUGGUGCUCCUGUUCCUUUACUACGGUGGUGCUCCUGUUUUCCUUUACUACGGUGGUGCUCCUGUUUUCCUUUACUACGGUGGUGCUCCUGUUCCUUUACUACGGUGGUGCUCCUGUUCCUUUACUACGGUGGUGCUCCUGUUCCUUUACUACGGUGGUGCUCCUGUUCCUUUACUACGGUGGUGCUCCUGUUCCUUUACUACGGUGGUGCUUCUGUUCCUUUACUACGGUGGUGCUCCUGUUCCUUUACUACGGUGGUGCUCCUGUUCCUUUACUACGGUGGUGCUCCUGUUCCUUUACUACGGUUGUGCUCCUGUUCCUUUACUACGGUGGUGCUCCUGUUCCUUUACUACGGUGGUGCUCCUGUUCCUUUACUACGGUGGUGCUCCUGUUCCUUUACUACGGUGGUGCUCCUUUUCCUUUACUACGGUGGUGCUCCUGUUCCUUUCCUACGGUGGUGCUCCUGUUCCUUUACUACGGUGGUGCUCCUGUUCCUUUACUACGGUGGUGCUCCUGUUCCUUUACUACGGUUGUGCUCCUGUUCCUUUACUACGGUGGUGCUCCUGUUCCUUUACUACGGUGGUGCUCCUGUUUUCCUUUACUACGGUGGUGCUCCUGUUCCUUUACUACGGUGGUGCUCCUGUUCCUUUACUACGGUGGUGCUCCUGUUCUUUUACUAUGGUGGUGCUCCUGUUCCUUUACUACGGUGGUGCUCCUUUACUACGGUGGUGCUCCUGCUCCUUUACUACGGUGGUGCUCCUGUUCCUUUGAUGACUUGCAGAUUAAUCAAUGUUUUACUUUCAAAGAUGGUCCAUUAAUCCUUACCCAAAGAGCACCUUCCCUUCCCAUGUAUUAUCUGAUCUCUCCUUCCGUCUGUCUGUCCUCACUGCCUUCGCUGUUGCUUUGAUACCUUGCACAUUAACCCAUUUUUUACGUAUCUCCUUCCGUUUGUCUUGUCUACUCUACAGGAGCUGCACACCACAGAGAAGAUCAAGCUCAUCACCCAGCUGCGUGAUGCUAAGAACCUUAUCGAACAACUGGAGCAGGACAAGGUGAGUGAAGAGGGCUUCUUAAUGGGAUAGUUCACUUUUUAAACGUUUUUAACUUACCUAGUUCUAUUCUAGGGUGUUAAAAAUGCUAGCUAUGAGAUUCUGGACGUUGCUAAGCCAGCUAACGAACUUAAAAACUGUUUGAACUGUCCUUUUUUAAGGUUGGUCAUAUAUUUUGAUUGUCAGUGGAGGCUGGUGACACUUCCAAUCAGGUUCAUCGUAUUGGCUAGAAUGGAAUGAAUGGAAUCCUAAAACAACACAUGGAGACCAGGUGUUUGAAGUGUUUUAUACCUUUCCUUUCCUUUCAUUCCAGCCAUUACAAUUACCUCAUCCUUCGAUUGCUCCCUCUUUCCACCAGCCUCCACUAUUCUGGUCCUAACUUUGAGUGCCCCUUAAAUGUCCUCCGCACUGCAGUGAUGCUUAGUGUGAAUCUGUGAAAUAUCGACAUGUGUGUGCUAUGCCACUGAGUGCAGAGAUGUCAGAAACACUCUAUCCACGAUUAUUGCGCUUGACCAUUAACCUCUGGCUCUGCAGGAGAGGUGUGUGUGUGUGUGUGUGUGUGUGUGUGUGUGUACAUUAAUGCCAAACAUGAAAGUAGAGAGUUUUACGCACAUCCCCCAAAAUAAUAGAAUAACAAAUGUUCUCCAUCUGCGUCCUUGUCUUGGUUAGAGACAAUACCUGUCCGAUUGGAAAGACACUAUCAUAACAGUGCAGAUCAAAAAUGAAUGAAUGCUUCACAUGUCCAUUGAGGACCUAUUUGGAAAUAAACUAUAUAUACAAAAGUAUGUGGGCAUCCUUUCAAAUUAGUGGAUUCGGCUAUUUCAGCCAUACCCGUUGCUGACAGGUGUAUUAAAUCGAGCACACAGCCAUGCAAUCUCCAUAGAAAAACAUUGGCAGUAGAAUGGCCUUACAGAAAAGCUCAGUGACUUUCAACAUGACACCGUCAUAGGAUGCCACCUUUCCAACAAGUCAGUUCGUCAAAUUUCUGCCCUGCUAGAGCUGCCCCGGUCAACGGUAAGUGCUGUUAUUGUGAAGUGGAAACGUCUAGGAGCAACAACCGCUCAGCCGCAAAGUGGUAGGCCACACAAGCUCACAGAACAGGACCACCGAGUGAUGAAGCGCGUAGCACGUAAAAAUUGUCUGUCCUCGGUUGUAACACUCACUACCGAGUUCCAAACUGUCUCUGGAAGCAACGUCAGCACAAUAACGGUUCGUCGGGAGCUUCAUGAAAUGGUUUCCAUGGCCGAGCAGCCUCACACAAGCCUAAGAUCACCAUGCGCAAUGCCAAGCGUCGGCUGGAGUGGUGUAAAGCUUGCUGCCUUUGGACUCUGGAGCAGUGGAAACACGUUCUCUGGAGUGAUGCAUCACAUUUCACCAUCUGCCAGUCCGAUGGACGAAUCUGGGUUUGGCGGAUGCCAGGAGAACGCUACCUGCCCCAAUGUAUAGUGCCAACUGUAAAGUUUGCUGGAGGAGGAAUAAUGGUCUGGAGCUGUUUUUCAUGGUUCGGGCUUGGCCCCUUAGUUCCAGUGAAGGGAAAUCUUAACACUACAGCAUACAGUACAAUGGCAUUCUAGAUUAUUCUGUGCUUCCAACUUUGUGGCAACAGUUUGGGGAAGGUCCUUUCCAGUUACAGCAUGACAAUGCUCCCGUGCACAAAGCGAGGUCCAUACAGAAAUGUUUUGUUGAGAUCAGUGUGGAAGAACUUGAGUGGCCUGCACAGAGCCCUGACCUCAACCCCAUCGAACACCUUUGGGCCUAAUUGCCCAACAUCAGUGCCCGACCUCACUAAUGCUCCUGUGGCUGAAUGGAAGCAAGUCCCCUCAGCAAUGUUCCAACAUCUAGUGGAAAGCCUUCCUAGAAGAGUGGAGGCUGUUAUAGCAGCAAAGCGGGGGACCAACUCCAUAUUAAUGAGCUGUUCGACGAGCAGGUGUCCACAUACUUUUGGACGUGUAGUGUAAGUGUUUUCAUUAAUGUGCUAUCCUCUGGGAUCACAUGCACAUAUUGUUGAUAUACAUCAUGUAUUAUUUUAUUUCCGAAAGUAAAAUUAAAUUAAAUCCAAUCAUGGCUGUACCUUCAGGGCAUGGUCAUUGCAGAGACGAAGCGUCAAAUGCAUGAGACUCUGGAGAUGAAGGAGGAGGAGAUCGCCCAGCUCCGCUCCAGAAGCAAGAUGGCCGCCGCCCAGAGAGAGGAACUGCAGGAGCAGAAGGAAAAGUCUGAGAAAGCUGGUCAGUGGAUCUCCUCUUCUUCCUCUGUAACAAUUUGUAAGUUGUACAUGUACAGUAUCUGACCGAUGAUGUGUGUUUGCGCCUUCCCCCAGCGUUUGAGGAGCUGGAGAAGGCUCUGGCCGUGGCCCAGAGGGCUGAGGAGGCGCGGAGGCUGCUGCAACUCCAGCUGGAGGAGCAGGUGAAGGAGGUAGAGAGGGCUGGGGAAGAGGAGAGGAGGAGUCUGCAGCAGGAGCUCACCAGGGUCAAGCAGGAGGUGGUCACCAUCAUGAAGGUGAGGGACAUCUACUGUACUUCAAAAUACUAAUGAAAUACUCACUCAGUACUUAUGCAGUACUCAUGCAGUAGUACAUUUACAUUUACAUUUUAGUCAUUUAGCAGACACUCUUAUCCAGAGCGACUUACAGUUAGUGAAUACAUUUUUUUUAUUUUUAUACUGGCCCCCCGUGGGAAUCGAACCCACAACCCUGGCGUUGCAAACGCCAUGCUCUAUCAACUGAGCUACAUCCCUGCCGGCCAUUCCCUCCCCUACCCUGGACGACGCUGGGCCAAUUGUGCGCCGCCCAUGAGUCUCCCGGUCGCGGCCGGCUGCGACAGAGCCUGGAUUCGAACCAGGAUCUCUAGUGGCACAGUUAGCACUGCGAUGCAGUGCCUUAGACCACUGCGCCACUCAGGAGACAUAGUACACAAUCACUACUCACCCAGUACCAAGAGCAGGGUGUCAAUUCCAUUUCAAUCCCAGUAAAUUCACUAUGGGGCCGAUUUCUACCAGAUUUAAGCGCAUGUAAAUGGAACGUAAUUCCCUUUUUGAUGCAUUUUUCUCUCUGAGUAUUCAGAACUUGAAAUUAAGCAUGAGAAUAACAUGCUAUUCACCCACUAUUCGUUUCGGGGUGGAGAUCUAAGAUAUGAAGGUGUGGUGGAGUUUUGUCUACAGAUACGCUGUAUUCUGACCAUGACUUAACUCCCUGCAUAACUACAUAUAUAGUCAACAGCAUGCUCUUACCAACUGAACCACAAAGGACUACCUGUAUUACCCAUCCAUUGCAAUCACAUGAGUAUGUAAUAUUGUGUUGCUAUUUGUGUUGUAGAAAUCCUCGCAGGAGAAGAUGGCAGAGAUGGACAAGCUACAUCGUGAAGCACUGGCCAGUAAAGAACUAGAGCUCAGUUCUCGAGUCAACCAGGCCGUGGUAAGUUCAUAUCUUUAAUACUGUAUUUUUCCCUCUCUACCCGUAUACGGCAAAACAAACUCAGCUAUAGUUUUGACCAGAGUGUUUGAGGUGCAUGUUUAUGUAUAUUUUGUGAAUAUUUCUCCAGCACUGUCUUGAUGUUUCUAUUGCUGUUUUAUUGUGAGCGCUCUGAGUAAGAUAUCCAAUGUAUUUAUUACAUAUGGCAAAUAAACUUAACUUGAAUUGUGUGUUUGGUGUAGGAGCAGUGUAAAGAGGAGCUUGCCCAGGCUGCCAAGGAGAUGGAGCAGCAGUCUGCCCUUGCCCUGGAAGAUGCAGAGCUGCAGAAGGCUGCCAUAGAAACCGAGGCAGAGACCAAUGCUAAGGAAAUACGGCUGGAGUUGGAGACCGCCAGAACUGUAAGUGCUCAUGUUGAUUGUGUGGUUCUCGUCUAUGUUGGAGAGAAACAUGAUGCACCAUUAGGUUGAAGAGCAGAGUAGAUGGGUAGUGAACAUAAAGACUAAUGCAUUAUUGAUAUUUGGAAUUAGAAUCUUUUGGCGUUUAGCUACUCUAUCCAAAUAUGCUGCACAUUGUUGAUUCUACAGCAAAUAAUAUACUCUAAUGUAUCUAGAAGCUUUACAUUGUUUGGUUGAUUCUAUGGCAAACAUACAAUACAUACACAUCUCAUUACAGAAAGUACUGGAACUGGAGAGCUCUCUGGAAAAGUACUCCCAACCUGGGUCAGUUCCACCAUCAGAUGAUCUCUCCACUCAGAUGGAGGAGCUGAGGAGAAAACACGUGGAGGAGGUGACUGCACUAAAGGAGAAGCACCGUGAGGAGCUGGAGAAGCACAAGGUAGAGCUGCACCAGGAGGCCUUAGCCCAACACAAUGCUGCCAUGGAGGAGUUCAGUGCGAAACACAGAACUGAAGUGGAGACCAUCUUGAAGGAGAAAGAGGUCCAGUUGCAUUCCCAUGUAGAGGAUAUGAACCAGAAGACGAUGGAGAAGCUGGAUUUAAAACAAACUGAGUUGGAAGCCCUUUCCUCUGAGCUCCAGGAGGUGUUGAGGAGCAAGCAGGUUCUCGAGGAGAGACUGGAUGCAGUUGAAAAUGCUGGUGGGUCAGCCAGGCGGGAGCUGGAGCAGAGACUGCAGGAGGUGCUGACCAAGCACAGGGUGGAUAUUGAGGAGAUCAAGCUGCAGCACGAGCAGACCCUUGGAGGAAUGGAAAAGACGCUAAAAGAAGAACUCAACAAGUUGACAAUGGUGCUGAAGGAGAAAGAGAAGGAGCUUGAGGCUCACCUUGUCUGUGAGAAAAGGCUGAAAGAAGAAUCAGAGACGGUUCUUCAAGACCGGAAUGCCAAGGUUAAAGAAUUGGAGGAGCUUAGGAAGAGUUUAAAGCAGGCCCAGUCAGAAAAGAAGGGCCUUGAGAAAUCUAACGCCCAACUCAGUAAGAUCAGAGAUGAACUCUCACAGUGCAAGAGUCAGUUGAUAGACUUAGAGCAAAAACUGGUGACAACUCGAAGUGACUGCCAACAGAAAGAGGAAUAUCUUCAACAAAAGGUACAGGAGCUUGAAGAGCUAGAGAAGCAGUUGCAACAGGCUAAGAAGGAGCUCUCUGAACAGGAUACUUCUUACACUGAUGAACUGAACACUAAGCAAGAGGAAGAAAAACGACUAAAGAAACAGCUAGAGGACCAGAAGGCUGCUCAUGAGAAGGUGGAAAACAUUAAGACAGACAUAGAGGCCAAGUUGAAAUCACAGGAAACGAAGAUGGAGAAAUUUAAAACAAAGAACAAAGAGAUGCAGGAGAAAUUCAAGAAGAAGCUUCAGGAACAAGAGGAAUCUUCAAAAAAGGAGCUGGCAAAGAAGGAGUCAGAGCUACAGCAGAAGGAACAGCAAGUUAAAGAGAAAAUCCUGGAGUCUCAGACAAGUUCAGAAGGCCUGAGCAGUUCUAUGUCCCAGCUUGAGGCCAACCACAAGGAAGAAGUAGUGAAGAUGCGUGAAGUCCAUAAGCAAGAGAAGGAAAAGCUUGAGCAUCAUUGGCAGGAACAGCUGGGACAACAGGAAGAGGAAAUGCAGGAGAAACACACACAAAUACUACAGGAGAAGGUACAGGAAUUGGAGGAGGUCAUCCAGCAGCUUGGAACCACCAAAGAAGAAAAGGAGCAAGUUGUACAGGAAGUGAAGAACUUGAAGGAAGAGUUGGUGAUGAGACAGACCACUGUGCAGAAACUGCAAGCCGAGCUUAAGGAAGCGGCAGUCAAGAUGGAGAGUUUAUCUCAAUCUGAGGCGAUGUUCAAAGAGCAAUUAGAGGCGGUUGAGAGGAAUCUAAACACGGCUCUGAAUGAGAGGAACUCCUUCCAGGAUCAGGUAAGCAAGACUGAGGAGAAGGCAAGAGAGAAGAUCAAGGCUCUGUCUGAGAGGUUCGUAGACACCGAGAAGCAGCUUCAAGCUCUUGAGGCUUCUAAGGGUAAAGAAGGGGAGGCCGUUCAGAGAAGACUUGAACAACAUUCUCUUCAACUGGAAGUCAAGGAAAAAGAACUGCAGAAGCAGUUCACUGGGAUCAGCAACGAACUGAUGCGUUACUGCCGGGAAAUUGAGGCCAGCAUCGAAGGUGGUACGAAGGAACUCUCUGAACGAGUCGAGAGCAGAGUGAGAGAGCUGAAAGACAGGGUUCUGGGUAAUCAGAAGAAGUUAGCACAUCUUAAAAAUGUUAUCCUUACCAAAGUUGACAGGAUACACACUUUGGAGGGGCAACUCCAGCAGAGGACAGAGGAGAGUAAGAACCUAUUCAGUUCACUAGAGCAAAUGACUGUUCAGCUAAAUGUACACAAAGAUGAUAUCAAAGCCUUAACUGCUGAGAGGGAGUCUCUACAGAGGGAUGCUGAGAAUCACUCUCAAGCUCUCUCAGAAAAAGUAAUUUGCAUCGAACAGCUCAGUGAGGAAAACCGAACCAUCUCAGAGAAUGUCAAAACAAACGUUGUGCAUAUCAGCAACUUGGAGAGUAUCAUAAACAACUUGAAGACCCAGUUAGCAGGUAGCCUUACGGGGAAGGAUGAAGCCAUAUCACUGCUUGAUCAGCAGCACAAGGAGGAGAGACAGAGGCUUGUUUGCCAAAUGGAGGAGAUCAUUGACAGACUAGAGAAAGAGAAGAAAUCUGCAGUGGAGCAAGGCGACGCCCUCAGGAACAACCUCACUGAGUUCAAGAGGAAAGCAGAGUCCAAGUUCUCUCAGAACCACAAUACUGUCAAGUCUCUGCAGACCAGACUUGAGGAUAUGGAGAAACAGAUCUCUGAGAAGAACGAGGCCUUACAAAGGCUGACUGCCAGCAUCGACAAUCAGUCCGUCAGCAAGUCGGAGAUGGACCAAGCCUUGAGUGAAAAGGAGCAGAAAGUCAGUGCCCUUGCUUUGGAAGUGGAGAGCUGCAACAGCCGGCUCAGUGAGCUGGAGGAGCAGUUGGUCCUCAGGACGAAGGAGAGUGAGCAGCUAACUGCUGACCUGAAGCAGCAGCACAGUAUCAGGGAGAGCGAGAAAUGUGAGCUCACAGAUCGUCUACAACAGACCCAGGAGCCGUUCAGAACCCAAAAUGGAAAUCUAGUCCAGGCUACAGAGCAGAAACUGCAGUCCCUGGAGAGCGAGAACCAAACUUUGAAACAAGAGCUGGAGCAGCAGAGGGAAGCCUUUGAGAAGGCAAAGGCUGAGAUUCUCAAGAGCGAAGAGGAGAGUCUGAAGGCGGCUGAAGAGAGGUUUUCAAAAGACAAUGCUGGGAAAGUGACAGAGCUGAAGAAGAAAGCUGAGCAGAAAAUCAGCCAGAUUCGGAAACAGUUGACCUCACAAAUUGAGGAGAAGGAAAAGACCAUCAAAGACCUUCGGACACAGUUGGAAGAGGCCAAGAUAGAUGAAGCGACAAAGAAGCAGCAGGUGGAAACCCUGGAGGAGAAAGGAAAGUCCCUUGAGGUAGCCAUGGCCAAGAUGAAGGAAGAACAGGAGAAACGCAUUGAGGAAGUACUUAGUGAUGAAAGACUGAAAAAAGAGAGCUCUUUACAGAGUUUGAAGGACAUUUACAAAGAAAAGCUAUCAUCAGUUCAGAAAGACAUUUUAAACCAGGAGGAAGCCCUAGCCAAGCUGAAGGAAGAACAAGAAAAACAUAUUGAGCAGGUACAGAACGACGAGAGACUUGAGAAAGAGAGGUUGUUGGAGAGUUUGAAGAACAUGUACGAGGAAAAGCUAUUGUCACUUCAGAGAGAUGUUUCGAACCAGCAGGAGACGAAAGCAGAUGAGACCCUCUCAAGGCUUGAGGAGAUUAAGAUGAAGCUUAAGGAAGUGGAGGAGGAAAAAGUAAACUUUCUGGCUGAAAUAAGCUGCCUUAAGGAAGAUCUGAUUGAGAAGACUGCACUGAUCGAACAGCAAAAGACCGAAUUGGCUAGCUUAGAAAAACAGGGUACGAAUGCAGUGGAGGUCGUGGAGCAUUGCACUGCAGAGCAAACCAAGAGUCUCACAGCAGACAAAGAGACGGAGAACCACUCUCUGAUGCAGGAAGUUGGGGAUGCUGAAUCUCUGUCGUCCCUGCAGAAUAAGCUGGCAGAGGCGGCGCAGGAGAAGCAGAAGCUACAGAAAGACCUGCGUUCCCUGAGGAGGGAGCAUGAGCAGGACCUGGAGUAUGUGAAGAAAGAGUUGGCCCAAGAGAACAAGAAGAAGCUCAAGUAAGUUUGACCUAAUGGUUCUGCCUUAGUGCAGUCAAUCAGUCAAACAAACACAAUUAUAAAAAAAUAACUUUUUACAUCAGCAGUCACAAGUGUUUUACAGUAAAAGUGCAUUAAAGUAGUCAGUUGAGGUCAGACAAUAAUAAAUGCAUUCGUUCCCCUUUCCAUUAUUCCUUUUUGGUACUUCCUUUCUUUCUCUAUCCAUACUGUAUUUUAAAUUAUUCUCUCCCCAUUGAACAGGCUUGAGGUCGAGGAUCUGGAGAUGAAGCAGAACUCAUCCCUGAAGCAGCUGAUGAGGGAGUUCAACACACAGAUGGCUUUGAAAGAACAGGAGAUGACUGCUGCACUGAAGGAGACCAUUGGUGAGAGGGAAUCAGAGUUUUCUGACAAGCCGUUGCAUGAUGAGACACUGGCAGGUAUUACCAUUGAAACUUCAGAAAAAGAAAGUCCCAGCUUUCUUUUUCUACAGUUCACUUUCUGUUAGUUAGCACCUCACGAAGUUUUUCGGAAGUGCGUCUUACUACUUAUGCUACUAUUAACAUUUAGACUGUCAAUGCCAAAACACCUAAAUGAAUAUGCACAUAUGAAAUCAUUAUAUGUUAUAAAUAACGGUUUGUGUGACUAAAAUGGUCUAAGUUGUUAGUUUAUGCUUUCAAACUUCACCAAUACAAAUUCUUCAUUGUUUGAUCAUUUGUCAUGUAAUUGAGAAAAAUCCACAAAUGAAUGUGUAAUUGGUCCUUGUAGUAUUCAUUUGAAGUGUUUCCAAUAGAGAAAAUGAAAUGAGUUUUAAAGAUGAGUGACUUUUUAGACAGAGAAUAAUAGGGGUGAAACAGAGUUGGGAGAUGAUUGAAUUAGGAAACUGUCUCUGUCUGAAAGAAUCACCAUAUGUUUUCACUGUAGGACAGUCAUUAACACUGCAUUCCAAAACGGAAGUGAGUAACUGGUUUGUAAUAUGUGAACUUCAAGGUCUACUACGUGCUUCGUUUCUGGGACCGUAUUCAAAAACUGUCUCAGAGUAUUGAAUCUGAUCUAGGAUCAGGUCUAACCAUUUACUCAUUCGGUAUGAUCUAAAAGGCCAAACUGAUCUCAUAUCAGCAUUCUUCCUCUCCCUCCUUCUCUUCCUCCUCCUCUUUUCUCCUCCAAUCAGGGAAGGCCCAGAGCGUGGAGGUGGAGCUUAUGGACAGCCAUCGGGAGGAGACCAAUCAGCUGCAGAAGGUGAUCACCCAGAAAGAUGAUGACUUAAACAGAACAGUCCAACGAUAUGAGCAGGUCCUGCAGGUACAGUACUGUAUGAAUGAAUAGCACAUUAAUGUGUCUCUCGCACUUGCAAUAACCUAUACAGCUAAACUCUAUCACUACGUGAAUACAUAGCAGUUCUUAUGUAACUACAAUGCUAUUACUACAGCUAUUACUGUGUAGCAACAUGGGUAUAAGGCCAUUUUAAAGUAAAGGGUUAGAUUAAUUAUUGACAUUCAUCAUUACAGACAGACUGACUGGUUUGCUUUUAGAAAGUAGAUUACAAGUAGGAUUUACUGGUCCGACAUUGGGUCUGUGUUCCUCAGAGGAAUUUGUCCACUUGUGUUUUGUUUCCAUGCCAUGAUUCUCAUAGUAUUGUUAUACUGGUAUCGUCAUGACAACACUAUUCCAGACUAUAGUACGGAAACUCCUAUCAGUUCUUGACAUUUUUCAGCUUUGACCUUUAUAAGAAAAGGACAUGUACUCCACCAGUCAUCAGGAAACUAUUACUGACAUGGAACCACCUCCCUUCAGUCAGUCCCACAGAGAACUCAGCUAAAUGACAGAGACCUUCUGACUGUAGUGUCUGCUGAACGAUUUACAUUAAAGACUACUAGACUAAAUGAUGAUGUGUGUGUCUACCAUCUGACAGUCUGUUAAACGAUUUACAUUUGGAACUAGACUAAAUGACUAUAGAGGGAUAGUCUGCUCUGCUCAGCUAAGUAAACUACAAUAAAAGCUGUCUUCUGUCAUUUAUCACUGUCUCCAGACAUAAUGAAAGUGGGGAGGCCUGAAGUAGUGUAGCACUUGUUAUUUGACUGAAUGACAAUACUGUGUGGUUGUGAUAUCAGAUAUACAGAGAUGAAAGGCUUUUAGCGAAAUGCUUGUGUACCCCCCAAAAAAUGCAGACAAAAAAUAUAUAUAAAUACAAUAAAAUAAAUAGGGGAAAGUUAUUUGAAAGUACUGUACUUUUUGAGUACAGACUUGCUGUAUUUUGUAAGAGAGAAAAUGACUUGGCCGUGGUUGUCCUGUUCUUCCCAUCAGAGUCGAGAGGUGGAGAUGGGUGACAGAGUGUGGCAGGUACAGAAAGAGCUGGAGGACCUGCAGGCAAGGACCCACAGCGGCAGUGGAGAGGUACAGUAUCUCAGUUCAUACUGUACAUGUUUAUUGGGAGCAGCACAGGGUGAAGCUAGGAGUAGGGGUUUAAACGUAAAACCUUUUUAACCAAAUUGGGAUCCUUAAUGUUAAGAAAAAAUCCCUAACCAAAAAACUAUUAUAAUUUAUUUCUCACAAAAUUAAAAUCAUAGUGCAGUUAUCACAAAACUACCACUAACAAGUCCCGAUCAUCAUCAUCAUCAUCAUCAAGGGGAAAAUAAAAAUGAAACAAAUACUUAACGCAACAAUGCUGUAACGUUAGGAGUAGAAUUUGUAUUUUAUUUUUAGCUACUUUAUAAUGAGGGAGAGUGAGAGGCUCGAAGCAGAGCAGCAUCUCAAAUGUGAGUGACGAGUGGAACAGGGAGGAGGAGAGAGAUGGCAACCAAGUCGACUCGUGCUCGUAGACUAACUUAUUGCUAGUUAUUUAUCAUCUCAUCUGAUUACAUAGUACUGGCCUUGACUGCAUCAAACCGAGAGUAGUUAAGCUAGCUAGCUAGCUAACGUUUUCUAGGCUAGUUGAUACUACAUAACUUGAACUGUGCGCUUUCUCCCCUUCCGAAUCCAACAGUAAAUAACAACUCCUUUCAGAUGAUUAAGUAGCAGCCUAUCUGUUGGCUGUUGGUGUUGUAGCCUGUCCUUCUCAUUUUAAUUCCAACCUCCAUUGAUUAGUCUAGAUAUCUCCUAAUAGCUUGCCACACAGAGGCUCUAGCUCUGGUAAAAGCUACACGUACCACUCUCGUGAAAAGCAAGAGCACCAGCAGCAUAAAUUAUAUCAUUUUCUCUCAGCAGGAAGCGCGAUAUAGACCAUCUGCAUUGUGAAUUCACGUGGAAUCGUAUGAAUUUUGACAGAAAACCGAUAAUAAAAUGGCAGUUUAAACGUUAAGAACAUUUUUCCAUUUGUCACAUCCCUAGCUAGGAGCACAACUAGCGGCACAGGGUUAGCCGCAGAGCAGUUUGGGGGUUAACUGCCACCGCCCACUGGUUGCUUGGCUCACUCCUCCCAGAUUUCCCCUGUCAGCCCUGAGAUUCAAAACGGCAACCUUCCAGUUACUGGCCCGCCUCUCUUAACUUUUAGGCUACUGCCGCCCCCAUCGCUACAGGUUUACCGGUUUAUUCAUACUGUAUUUAAUUUACCCCCCGCACACAGGAUGUCGAAAGAGGUUGCCAUAUCUGUGGGAUUUUCAACCGACAGACACUGUGUGUCUCAAAUUGCACCCUAUUCCCUAUUUAGUGCACUACUUUUGACUAGAGCCUUUAAUGCCCUGGUCAAAAGUAGUGCACUAUAAAGGGAAUAGGGUGACUUUUGGGAAACACAUACAGCCCUGGAGGCUUCGCUUGGCUGGAUGACAUAUAGAAUGGGAUUCUGUUGAAGCAAUACAUUAAUGCAGCUUCCUGCUCGUCCCACUCACAAAAGACACACACACACACCAACUGCAAUUUUUGUUGAUCCUGCCUCUGUGGUCCUACAUUUGAAACACCUAUGUGUCUGAUGGAGGAAAGAUUACCGGUUCAGUGUGGAAAGCCAAGCCGAACCAAACCCAGACUUGGGCCUUGUGUCGAUAUAGGCCUACCCUCAGGACCUUUUAUAAGUUAUCUUAUUCAAAAGUUCAAACAGAGUUUACGUGCUUAACAGUUAGUGUCAGCUAUCUUCUGCUUUGUUGUGGAGUAAAAAUGUGUUUGUGUGUAUGUGUCUCUGUGUUUGUGUGUGUUAACAACAGUACCUCCACUUUAAUGACCUGAGUUACAUUCAAGGCAAUUGUCAAAGCGUGUUGCUUACAUAUUUAGCUGUAUUCAGGCGAUGGGUUCAAGUGAGGUGACUGGUCUCCAGAGCUAGCCGGAUGCUCUGAGGAUUUCUUGAAUCAGACUGGGUAGUGUUCUCUUUUGGAAAACAGGUUUAAAGAGGCAGUACACCCCCUCUUCCAUCCUCCAUCCAGACCUGGGCUCAAAUACUAUUCCAAAUCUUUCCAAUACUUUAAGUUUUUUUUUUUUUUUUCAGCCUGCCUGGGGUGCCAGAUGGGCGGAGGUUUUGUGACUAUUCUAUUGGUUCCAUUUCGCCAGGCAAGCUCAGUCAAGCCCAGAUAAAGUAUGUGAACGUUAUUAAAUAUUAUUCAAACCCAGGUCUGGUACACACGAUCCAUCCUCCAUCCCUGUUCCCAGUUAACCUCAGAGAUAUUUGUGUCACAAAUGGCACUCUAUUCCCUAUAAGUAGUGAGCUAUAUGUGAUUGGGCGGCGCGCAAUUGGCCCAGCGUCGUCCAGGGUAGGGGACGGAAUGGCCGGCAGGGAUGUAGCUCAGUUGAUAGAGCAUGGUGUUUGCAACGCCAGGGUUGUGGGUUCGAUUCCCACAGGGGGUAUGAAAAAAUAUAUAUAUAAUGUAAGUCGCUCUGGAUAAGAGAGUCUGCUAAAUGACGUAAAAUGUGUAACAGGGUGCCAUUUGGGAUGCAGUCAUUCUCUGGACUGCGAGUAUGCUUAUAAAGGAGGGCUCUCAGGAAGACUGCUGCGUGCAAGAGGGGAGGGAGGUGUAGAAGAGAGAGCAGAGAUGUACGAGAAAGAGAGAAGUUUGACGGUUACAAAUGUGUAGACAGGGUGCCAUUUGGGAUGCAGUCAUUCUCUGGACUGCAGAUGUAUGCUUUAGAAAGGAGAGGGCUCUCAGGAAAGAACUGCCUGCUGGGCAAGAGGAUAGAGAGAGGGAGAUGUAGAGAGAGAGAGAUGUGGGAGAACGGGGGUAGAUGAGAGAGAGUAGAGAAGUGUCUGAGAGUUGAGAGGAGAGGGUUUAGAUGCAGAGGGAUGGAUGGUAGAGAGGAGAGGUAGAGAGGGCGGUGGAAGGUUGUGAGAGAGAGAAGGAGAGAGAGAGGGGUGUAGAGAAGAGGAGAGGAGAGAGAGGGUUGUUUUUUGAGAGAUGUAGGAGUAGAGGAGAGGUGUAAGAAGAGAGAGAGAGAGGGUUGUAGAGAGUAGAGGAGGGAGAGUUGUAGAGGGAGAGUGAGAGGAGGAUGGUUUGGAGAUGAGGGAGAGAGAGAGGGUGUGUUGGAGAGAGGAGGGUGUAGAGAGAGAGGGGUGUGAGGGAGAGGUUGAGAGGGUUGUGUAGAGGGAGAGGGGUGUUGUAGAGAGAGAGGAGAGAGAGGUGUUGUAGAGGAGGAGAGGGUUGUAGAGGAAGGGAGAGAGAGGGGGGUGUGUAGAGAGAGAGGAGGGGGUGGUAGAGGGAGGAGGGGGUGUAGAGAGGAGAGAGGGUGUGUAAGGAGAGAGGGGGUUUUUUGGGGGGGUGGGGGGGAGAGGGAGGGAGAGAGAGAGGGGUGUUGAGUAGAGAGAGAGAGGGGGUGUUAGGGGAGAGGUGUGAGAGAGGAGGGUUUGAGAGAGAGAGGGUAGGGGGGUAGAGAGAGUGAGAGGAGAGGGGUGGUGUGUAGAGGAGAGAGGGCGGGGUGUGAGAGGAGGAGAGAGGGGUUUGUAGGUUAGAGGAGAGAGAGGGGUGUAGAGGGAGGGUUUAGAGAGGAGAGGGUGUUGUGAGGAGGAGGUUGAGAGAUGAGAGAGGAGGGUUGUGUUAGAGAGAGGAGGGGUGUAGAGGGAGAGAGGGGUUUGUGAGAGAGAGAGGGGGUGUAGAGAGGGGGUUGUAGAGGAGAGGAGGGGGUGUAGAGAGGGUGAAGGGGUUGUGAGGAGGGGUGGUUUUGUGAGGAGAGUUUUAGAGAGAGAGGGGGGGUGUGGGUGGUUUUUGGGUUGUAGAGAGAGAGGGGUGUAGAGGGAGAGGGGGUAGAGAGAGAGGGAGGGGGUGGUGUUGUAGAGAGAGAGAGGGGUGUGAGAGGAGAGAGGGUGUAGAAGGAGGAGGGUGUUGGAGGAGAGAGAGGAGGGGUGUAGAGAGAGAGAGAGAGAGAGGGGUGUAGAGAGAGAGAGAGGGGUGUAGAGAGAGAGAGAGACAGGCGGGAGAGGGAGAAUGAAUACGCAGCAGGGAAGUGUUAUCCUCCAUGUGUUGUGGUGUAAAGAGACCCCCACAGACUAACACCCACACACAGUCACGCACACACGCCAGAACGCAUACACCACAUCGCGCACACACACACACUACACAAAUACACACACACAAUGAAGUGCAGCUCUUUUCUCAUUCACCUCGCUGCUGCAUAUUUCCAAGCUGAUGUAAUAUCUUUGUGGGGUUAUACUCAGAAAGAACUACCCCUAUUCAGGGCCUCACAGGCCACUCUCUACUCAUGUAGAUGUCAGGUCAGUCGCUCUGUCUCCAUGCUUUACAGACACUGUGAAAUAGAGCACUCACAUGAUGCUCCUAUUAAAGUCACAUUAAUUGUAUUUAUCCAUCUUUCAGGUUAAUCCCAUUGAGAUUGGAAUUGCUGUUCAAGAGAGCUCUGAAACCAUUUUCAAACCAUUUUCCCAUUUAGGAGGAACGUCCAAAACUAGACCUACAGUUUCUUUAACGCCUGUAUUGAUUUGUUGCUCAUGUCUGUUAUUGAUGAUUGUGUUGUAUUGAUUCAGAUGGGUGUAGAGGAGCUGCAGGCCCAGCUAGCUGAGAAGACCACCCUGCUGAGUGAGGCCAGGCUGAAGGAGCAGCAGUUUGCCGACAGGGUGAGUGUGCCAAGCCGGACCGUACUCUUCCAGCUUGGAUGUUUUUUUUGUUUUUUUCCUUUAGAAUUUUCUUCAUUUAGCAGACGCUCUUAUACAGAGCGAUUUACAGGAGCAAUUAGGGUUAAGUGCCUUGCUCAAGUGCACAUCGGCAGAUUUUCCACCUAGUCAGCUCGGUGAUUCGAACCAGCGACCUUUCCGUUACUGGCCCAACACUCCUAACCGCUAGGCUACCUUUCCAUUGUAGUUCCAGCAACUAUGGUGGAGGUGUUAUCAGGCCAGCACAGUACAGCUUGGCUCAGCUAUGCUCGGUAGUGGGAAAAGGGCAUCAGUUGGCCUUGGUCUUUCAGUCUCUGUCAGGACAGUACAGUACAGGACAUCCCUCAUUUCACACCACUGUAUUCCUCUCUUCCUUUCCAGGACUCUUUCACCCUCUGACCAUCCUAUCUGACUGUUAGUCUAUCUUUCUGGAUUAAGUUAAUUACAUAGAACAUCUGUUUAUUCUUGCUGUAACCUUAUAAACAAUUACCCUGCCCCUUCACACUGUUUCUCUCAUACACCUCUCCAUACACACACACACGUACACACACACACACACACACACACACAUACACACAAACACUAUUUCUCUCACACAUUUUGUCGACAGAGCAUUCUCCAAAUAAACUAAACCCUGGAUGACCAUAGAAGGCAAGUAGAUUGUUAUUCAUCUCCCACAGACUGUUCAGUACAAGUCAUUUUAAACGAACAGAACCACUUGAAUAAAAUGGUAACACUUUACUAAGCCUGUAGGUAUAACACUUCAUAAGUUGUUAUAAGCAUGUAUAAGUUUAAUUAAAGUUGCAGACUUUAAUUAAAGUGUUCCCAAAAAAGAAUCCCUUUUUGUUGAUUUUGUGCUUUUUUUAAUCAUGUAUUUUUCUAAUAUACUUUUCCCCUUCUAGAUCCACUCACUGGAGGACAAGAUGAGAUGUGUCCACAAGAACUCAGUGGUGACUCAUAUGGGGAGCACGUUCAAAGGUAAUGUAAACGUAAACAUCUAUGCUACUUUAAAUAUAAGCAUCUAUAUAACAGAGGCAUUCUUUCCUCUGGUCUAUAAAAAAUAUUCCAAUGCCCCAGGGCAUUGAUUGGGGACAUUGCCCUGUGUAGGGUGCCGUCUUUCGGAUCGGAUGUUAAACGGGUGUCCUGACUCUGUGUUCACUAAAGAUCCCAUGGCACCUAUCGUAAGAGUAAUCUGUCCCUCGUACAAUCAUGGCCACCUAAUCAUCCCCAGCUUCCAAUUGGCUCAUUCAUCCCCCUCCUCUCCCCUGUAACUAUUCCCCAGGUCGUUGCUGUAAAUACGAAAGUUCUCAGUCAACUUACCUGGUAAAAUAAGGGUAAAAAAAAAAUUAUACACUACAUGACCAAAGGUAUGUGGACACCUGCUCGUCGAACAUCUCAUUCCAAAAUCAUGGGCAUUAAUAUGGAGUUGGUCCCCCCUUUGCUGCUAUAACAGCCUCCACUCUUCUGGGAAGGCUUUCCACUAGAUAUUGGAACAUUGCUGUUGGGCGAUUAGGCCCGCAAUCGACGUUCCAAUUCAUCCCAAAGGUGUUCGAUGGGGUUGAGAUCAGGGCUCUGUGCAGGCCAAUUAAGUUCUUCCACACCGAUCUCGACAAACCAUUUGUACAAAGCGAGGUAUGGACCUCGCUUUGUACACAGAGGCAUUAUCAUGCUGAAACAGGAAACGGCCUUCCCCAAACUGUUGCCACAAAGUUGGAAGCACAGAAUCGUCUAGGAUGUCAUUGUAUGCUGUAGCGUUAAGCUUUCCAUUCACUGGAAAUAAGGGGCCUGAACCAUGAAAAACAGCCCCAGACCAUUAUUACUCCUCCGCCAAACUUUACAGUUGGCAUUUUCGUUAUGUAUCUUAUUUAUCACACCCGUACAGCAUACAGAUACAGAGCCUUUGAGCAGAAAAUCUGUCAGACAGAGCGAGAGCUGCUACUGCAGCAUCUCAAACGGCAACGGAAGACGGGCUUCAUCACUUUGCAAUGAGCUGGAGGCAGUAGGCUAUGCAUUUUGAAGACAUACUUCAUUGUUUGAAACCUGAAUGUUUUAAAAUGUAUUAUGAGUCAUGUCUUACCUUGCUUCAAAGUAACCUUUUAGAUCGCCUCUUUUUCUAAAUUUGUGAUGGAUAUUUUAAUCUCUGUCACAUGAAACCGCUCACAUGUGCAGUGCCCUUUUGACUACAGUGUUUUCUGAUAAUUGCUUUAUUUACGUUUACAUUUUAGUCAUUUAGCAGACGCUCUUAUCCAAAGUGACUUACAGUUAGUUAUUUUUUUUAUUUUUUAUACUGGCCCCCCGUGGGAAUCGAACCCACAACCCUGGCGUUGCAAACGCCAUGCUCUAUCAACUGAGCUACAUCCCUGCCGGCCAUUCCCUCCCCUACCCUGGACGACGCUGGGCCAAUUGUGCGCCGCCCAUGAGUCUCCCGGUCGCGGCCGGCUGCGACAGAGCCUGGAUUCGAACCAGGAUCUCUAGUGGCACAGUUAGCACUGCGAUGCAGUGCCUUAGACCACUGCGCCACUCAGGAGCUUUAUGUACCGAACAUUCACGUGUAGCGUACUGCCUUGUGUGCAUUGCUGUGCUUAUAAUGUGAAGAAAUAAUAGUUUAUCAACAUUUUAAGCGAAAUGUUCUGAUCUGUUGCAUCAGACUCUCUCAUUGCUUUUUAAAGUUUAUUUUUAUGUAGUCUAGGCCUGUUGGUUGUAUGAAUUUGGGAUCGGUCUUCCCACAACUGUCCCAGAGUCUGUUUGGAACAGGCUGUUUCUCGACAAGCUGACCAAUAUAAUAGGUAAACUUUUCUACUAUGGGGGAUAGUAGAUUGACAUAGGCUAGUGAUUUUGCGCUUCGUUACUCGUCUUGGCUGAGUAAAAGUAAAUGUGGCAGUUAUUCUAACAUCUUCAAAGUGCACAUCAGAGUUCGGUAAGAAGGACCGCACAUCGUUGCAUCCUCGAUUUGUAUGUUCUGUUAAUAAGAAUUACCAUAAUCUAACUGAGAUUUCUGUCAUUCUGAGCACCGUGGGUGGACACCCUAAUCAGGUUAUGCGCCCAAUGCAUAUGGAUCCGGCAGAUUUCUCAAAUGUCUGGUAAAUUAAAAUGUUGCCGGUCAAAUGUCCAGCGCCAUAUUUUCCUAACGGAAACACUGAUAUGGCUUGAUGUCAUAUGCCAAUGGAAGGGCAGGAAAUUCACCUGUCUUCCUUAUUUAAGAGAUAAAUGUAAACAUGUUCAAGCCAGUUUAAACUAAAAGAUGCCACAGACUGGGCAUGUUAUUGAUUGUAGUAAUAUGUGCUGCGUGUGAGCGAUAGUUUGACUAGUAGGCCUACGUCCCAGCUGUGCUGCAGACUCUGUGGGAGAAUAGUACCUCUUACAUCACUGCUAUUAAUCUGUCAAGUCAAUCUGUGAACACACGGCACGCACCGUUGAACAUGGAUAAAAAAUAUGGGACAGGGGUCGCAGGGUUUUGAGAGAGGGUGUAGCGGAGGGGGUAGGACAGGGGAGGACAGGAUAGAGGAGGGCGGGACUGUUAAACUAAAUUCUAGCCUCUUCAUGGAGCUUCCCUGCUGGCGUAAUAAAGAGAAUCGGCUGUCGGAAGGAAAAGGGGGGCGAGGAGGUGGUAGGGAGGCGGGGGUGAAAAUUCAUCCCAGGACAUAAUGGCUUUUGCAGGCUACAGUCUUGUGAUUCCCACGCAAAGAAAAACGUAACGCACAGCACACGGCCUCCCUGGCCUCUCCCCGUGCCUCCUGGCCUCCUGGCCUGAAGUUUCACCAUUCAAUUUCAAACGCUCUCUCCAACCCGAGACACUAGUAGUCCACUCUUUUUGACCUCAGUGAACAACCCUCUUGGCCAGGUCACGUCCUAACCUCUCCCCUUUAUGCAUACCCCGUUACUUCAUACUCCAUAGCUUCUCUAUUCUAGCUGCAGAGAAGCCUGCUGGUCCAGUGACUCACUCACACCACUGUUGAUGGCCUCAUCAUAUAUUAACACCAUCUCAAUAUGGCUUCUGCUGUCUUGACCACUGUGAAACCCUAAUAACAUCACUGAGCUGAGCUGUACUCAGCCAUAGUUGUUGGUAAUGUGCUAAGGAACAAUGUGAAAACAUAAUUUCCAUGCCAGUACAGAUAGUUUAUAAACCACCUUAGAGUAAUGGCUCCUGGUCAAGAGGCAAAUGAGGAGUGGUUCCAGGUAGGGGCUCGCUGCUGUGUUGUGUAGAGUGUGUCCUCAGCUCCCUGUGUCAGUGUUACUCUACUGUGGGUUCAUCUGGGCUACCCUACCCGGGGUCUGGAGGUCAGGAGGACAGAGGGCUCAAAGGAUUUAUUAGCCAGGCCAUUUCUCCACGCCUGAUGAUCAAAGACUAG